AUGGUUGUAACGUGCAUCGACAUCGCAGUUACCCUUUUCGAUGUUGAGAAUCAAGGUAAAAGGUUCUCCCUCCUUCUUCUGGUACCAGUAGACAUAUGUUCCACACUGAUGCAUGCCUUUGCAGCUGAAGGAGACAGCCUCUCCCUUUCUCAUAGUCCAUGAAAUCUCCUGGUCCAAUUUCUGCCCUGCCACUGACACUGCAAUGACAAAAUGACAACAACAACACACUCAGACAAAAAAUGACAACACACUCAGCAAAAGUUAAAAGCAAUUACGUGUCCAGAAUCUUUGCAUCAAUCAUAGACUUAAAUUACAGAUACAAUUUUCCACAAGUCAUUUCCAGUUGCUCCAUGGCCAUGGUGCAUUGUAGGAAAAAUUAUAUUGUAAGUGAUGGAUGGACAAACACUUACUUAAAUAAAGUGAGCAAAGAAUGACCACAGAGCCUAGAGACAUUUCUAUGAUGUUUCUGAUGUGUCCUCUAUUGAACCUGAAGAUAUUUGUGUUUAGUUGGAAAAGAGAUGAUGUGAGGUGAAACAGUAUUACUUACGCCUUGUGGUUCCUAACUGCUCCUCCAAUGUGAUGUAAUUUCCUGUCGUCGUUGACAAGGGGUAUGUUCCAAUUAUGUUAUCUACUUAUUUCUCCUUCCUCCCAAAGAGGGCACUUGUUCACUUCCCUUCACUGAUUUGAAAUAAAUAUGGUGGAAAGGCCACUAGCCCAUGCCUCAACUUAUUCAAUGCUUGUGGGAAGUAGUGAACACUUCAGGAGAAAGUAGAUAUUAUUGGGACGCACCCAUUCACUGUCUAAAUUCAACCAUUGUAGUCUUUGAACCAGAUACUACUCAACUUAAUGAUACAUUCUAUGUGUAUCCUUGUUUGAGGUCCUGCAAACUUUUGAUGUAGACCUCUAUAUACCAAUCCCAUAUUGCCCCUUUAAUGCUGACAUUGCUCCCCUCUGUCUUUCUCCACAAGAUGGUGAUAAAACAUAAGCCUAUAAAUGAUGUUUGAAAAAGUUUAACAGAGAAAUGGUUCAAAUAAGAGACCAAUGGCUAUAUCUUUUCAGUCUUAUGAAUGGAAACCGUUGGUUUUGGAUUGACAAUCUGCUAUCACUAAUUGUCUGUUGUUAUCAUUAAUUUACAGCGUUUUUAUAUACCAUUUAAGGUUUAUAGUUCUCCAAAGUUAUAAGUAAUGAUGUGGUGAUCUGAGCAAAGAACAACACACCUAUGACCAAUGUUGCCUCUAAUUUUCUCAGGCACUGAGCAAAUUUCAGGUCUAUUGAGCGCAAAAUUGAAUGUUGUGAAAUUUCUGUGCAACUUCUAGCGUGUGUUUACGGUGAACACUUAGGCUGUACCUGCUUUAAGUUAUAGUUUCAGACAGUGGUCAAGUAGGCUACUGUGGCUAUUUGAUCAUAAUGUAGGAGAAUGCAUCCCAUAACAUUUUAACAUGGAAAUAGCUGUUCUAUCAUUCAGCCUAUGUGUGGUGUUCAAUGUAGGCCUACACUCCAUGAGACCUUUGAAAAAAACAUGCAGGGCUUGACAUUAACCUGUUUAUCCACUUGUCCUUCAGACAGGGAGAUGACUGAAAAUGUUGUGUUGUUUUAAUGCAAGAAACCACUUUACAAAAGUAUUAUUCCCAUACAUUGUUACACAGAAUCAGACUAAUUAUACUACCCUCUGCCUAUUGGCUACUUAGCUUAUUCAAGCCUGUCUCAAAAUACAACACUACCCCUUUAAGACAAAUGUAAAAAGCUCUUUACCCAACUCGCUUUUCAAAGAUGUCUAGAAAUGCACGUUUUGUGCUAUUGUAGGAAGCGAUCAGACCCCCGUUGCUGACCAGAAAUUAUAUAUGACUGGGCUAAUAACUCACUAACUAGCAACGGGUAUGAACAAAUGUUUACACAUGGCUACAUGCAGCUCUUGCUUUGAUCUUAAAACAAGCACAUCUACCUUGCCACAACCAUGUCAAUUGACAAAACGGACCAAAAUCAGCAAAUAUUUGCUACAGCUGCAAUGUCAGAGUAUGUACACGCACUCUAAUGAACUGGGUAAUUCAUUAGCAAUGCUUAUGGAGCCGUCUGACAAUAUCUACUAACCAACAUAUUCAAGGUUAAUCAGUAGCCUAUGUCAGCCUCGCUGCCUAGGCUAUUUUUCUUUAAACGACUCCAGGAUUUGGAGUUGACUCCGGCUGUUGGUGGUCAAGGAGUCGAGGAAUUGACUCUUUUGGAGUUGACUCUCCAGUGGAGGCUCUUCAGAGGAAGAAGGGGAGGACCAUCCUACUCAGUGAAUUUCAUAAAAAUUAAAAUAGUGAAACAUUAAAAGGGUUAUGAUUUUUAGGUAAAACUAUACUAAAUACAGUAUAUUGACAUGUCACCAAAUAACUGAUUAAAACACACAGUUUUUCAAUGAAGGUCUACAGUAGCCUCAACAGCUCUAUCUGGGGCAGCACCAUGGUGUAGCCGGAGGACAGCUAUUUUCCGUCCUCCUCUGAGUACAUUGACUUCAAUACAAAACCUAGGAGGCUCAUGGUUCUCAUCCCCUUCCAUAGAUUUACACAGUAAUUAUGAUGACUUCCAACCUAUCAGAGCUCUUGCAGCAUUAACUGAGAUGUGGUCCACUGACUCAAAGGAUCAGAGAAUUAAUCUAGUACUAGCUAAGGCUAUCCAGCACUGGAACUAUUACAAGUCAAGGUAAGCUUUCAGUUGUAUUAAUUUAUUGCCAACGGGGCCCGCUGGUGUAACUGCUAAACUGCUUGCUGUACUGUGUGGUUGUAGUGGGUUUACUAAUGUGUUAGUCAACAUAGCUAGUAAAACUAUGUUAGCUAAUAUGGUGACAAGAUGUAGGCUGUAUGUAGCGAUUAACAGUUAUGGUAUGAAGGUUUGGCUUGGAAAGGUUUUAUCGCCUGGUCACAGACAGCUGUGAAGGGAAAAGGUGAGAAGAGGAGAGCACGUAUAUAUGAUAAGGAAUUAUACAACAAGGAAAAUGAUGAUGCUGUUUGUAUGUGGUUGCUAUGAAGGUGAACUGUGUGUGCGGGUGAUCAGGGGCGUAUUCAUUCCACAGAUUCUGUUGAAAAAUGUUUAUUAAACAGUAGCAAACAGAACAAAAUGGGAAUUAACCUCCCUGAGUUUGUCAGAUAGAAUCUCUUGUUUUCAACUGUUUGGAGUCACCUUGAUUACUCCAAAUGUUCUCUUGACCUGUGCACCUAAGUUAUAAACUUUCAUUCGUAGGCUAGGAUGUAGCAACCUCGUGAUGGGUAUAGAACGGCACCUACCGCCACUGCUCUCCACCAAGCUGAAUUGAAGUGAGGAACUUGCUACCAAACAUUUCCGCUAUGAAAGUAAAUGAAUAUUGCACUCUGAACCACAAAACGUAAUUGCUAGAUUAAAGAUAGUGUGGCAGCAGCAAGCCCAUGUGAUUACUAUAAUGCCCAGUCCCUAAUAUUUUUUCUUUGUUAUACUGAAGCGCUAUUCCAAGACUGUGGCACCACUCAAAUAACUGACGGCUUAAUACUGUACCAAGUUUAGGUUUUAUGGGCUGGGAAAGAGUGGGCAUGGUUUACAGGUUUUACCGUACUGCAGCCUAGGACAAUGCACUGGAUGGUCCUCACUGUUAGUAAGGCGUGGAUAUUGCCAUUAUAGUUCAGUUCUACAGCAAUGACGACAGUAUAUGGUCUAUCAUAUCAUUGGAAGAUAUAAUAUACAGUGAAGGUACAAUGAAAUCAUACAUUUACACAUAUACAUAUUGCUUUCUAACACAAGUUGUAGGCUAUCAAAGUCUAUUAUUUUGUAUCAGGUAAAUGACUAAAAUGGCUGCAUGUGAAAAAACUGAUUAUUGCACACUGCCAUCUGCAGCAUCACAACUAUGCUGUACUUUUUCUAAUUUUGGUCCGUCACUGACACACAAAAUAAAAUAACCUAUCUAGAUAUGAUCUAAUUGAGUAGUAGAGGGAAAAAAAAUCAGGCAGAGAUUGGAUGAAGGGAUUAUUGUACCCAAUUAGGCUAGAUGUUGAUGUAGAUUACAGGAUUGUCUGGUUUUACAGAUAUCUGAUGUUAAUUUUACCCCUUUCAUCGCAGGAGGAUUUGAAUAUCUAAAGAAAUAUUUUGAAAUGCCACCAGGGGGCAACUGGAAGCGGUGUUUGUAUGCAAUGCAGUACCGUACCUACAUUUUAGGCUACCUUAUGUAGGCUACAGUGUGUCACGUGAAUUUUUAUGUGGAUUAUAAUAAAUCUGUAUAUUUGUAGAGGUAGAUGUGUUUUUUUUAAUCAAUUGUUUUAUUUUAUGUUGAAGGCAAGCAAUAGGCAGAAUAUAUUUUGGGGGUUGCCUCAGUGCCUGUGUGGUCUUGCGGUUACAGCCAGUAGUGUGUAUUCAUGGAUACCAAGGGAAGCCAGACUUCCCCAAGAAAUUAACCAGUACAAAAAUUAAGAAACAUACAAAUUAUUUUUAUUUCGUCUCUCUGUGUUUCAUAAUUUUCCUUCAAUUCACUAGAGGCUGAAUGUAUAUCUCACCGAAGAAAGCAUCUGAGCGAGUGAAACAGCACCCCUCUGUCUCUAUAUGUGUAGCCCAUCUAUCUGAUGCUGUCUGGUCAAAAAUAUUAUUACAUUUUUGCUGCCCGUAGCAUUGAAUGCAAGGAAAGCCAGUGAGCAUUUGGCCUCCCUUGAUAAAAAAGUAUAAAAUAAUAGCCAAUCAGUAUUGAGCUAAACUGAGUGAGCUCAACUGUGAAUGGUUCUGGUGCACUAAAAAAAAUGUCAAGGGAAGCCAGUUUGGAUUUGGCUUCACACCAAUCACAUCACAUCAAGUGCAAAACGUCAUUGACAGAAAAAACUUCAAUUGUUGCAUGUUGUUUUAUUGUUGACCAUGCUGUAUAAUGGCAAUUCUGAUCCAACCAUAAAUUCAUACAUUGUGACCCUGGCCUGAGAGUAUGGAAGUUCAAUGUGUAGCUAGAUGUAGUAGGCUAAUGUUAACUAGCUGGCUCAUCGUUGCCAAUGAAAGGAAGUUAGGCUAGCGAGCAAGCAUUUUAGCCAGGUAGCCUAUCACAAAAAAAACGACAAGUGUGUACUCAAUGACAGAGGAUGGCGGCAUUGGCAUUUCUCUACGAGUAGGGUGAGUCAACAUGUUUUAUGUACUUGCACGAACGCAAUGCACACACACACAGAAAUCAGAACCAUGGGACAGUCAAAUCAUAUUCAUCUUAUGUGGAUUGAAUUAAAUUGUUUUGGUAUCUUUUAGUUGUCACUGUAUUAGACUAAACAUAGGUGAUUUGAUGAUGUUGAAAUUGUGCUGGAAUAGUGGAGGCAGCUCCUGUUUUCUUUGUAACGCUCCUUGAUUCUAAAUCAAUAGUUGUUUAGUAGUCCAAAAAUGUCGGAACCAUUAACUUGCUUGACCAUGCUGUAGGUCAUGUAACUUUUUACAUGCAAUAUGCUUUGUGAACUUCACCGGACAGAGGUUACUCUCUGGUUUUGUGAUGAAAUAAAGGUGUGGUUGAAUUCAUUCUGACACUGUGUCUUCUUAUUGUCUCGGCCUUUAGGACUAUACAGUAUAUCACGGUCGCAAGGCAAAUGAACUGACAGUUUAUAGAGCUCAACUCAAUUCUCACCACACACAGGUUGUAAUAUGGCUUUUCUUUUCCGGCUUGUCUACCCAAGUUAUUUUACCCACACACUGCUACUGGUUACAGCCACUGACCCCAGCACACAUAUGCCAGAGCCGGCAUGGGUUUGAAUCCGGCCCACUUCCCUUUGAAUUAUGGAUGAACGUCUAUUGUUUAUGCAUUAAUUGAAAUCAAAUUGUAUUUGUCACAUGCGCCAAAUACAACAGGUGUAGACCUUACCGUGAAAUGCUUACUUACAAGCCCUCAACCAACAAACAACGCAGUUAAGAAAAAAUAUUUACUAAAUAAACUAAAGUAAAAAAUAAAAGAGCACCAAUAAAAUAACAAUAACUAGGCUAUUAUGACAAUCCUCUUCAAGGUUAGGAGAGUUUGUACACAAAUUCAGCGGGAGACCGUCACCAAAAUCACCCUAGAGAGAGUUAUUUCGAACAGGACAGUACCUGAAUAUUGGUUUCUCCGUCCUGGUCCGCCCAGGCCACAGGGGUGGUCAAGGAGAGCAGUGUUCGAUACACGAAUCGGGUUCAAUCCCAGUUUUUCCCAUCCUUAAUCGAUUACCUUCCUGAGCAUUGACUUCAGGGUGCAGUUGAAUCUCUCAACCAGCCUGUCUGUCUGAGGAUGGUAAACCGAUGUCCUCAACUGUUUCACCUGCCACAAUUUACAAAGGUCUGCCAUAAGGUGGUCCCCUGGUCAGUAAGGUUCUCCUUUGGAAUCCCUACCCUGGUGAACAGGAGCACUAACUCGUUGCCAAUCUUUUUGGAAGCCAUCGUCCGAAGGGGAAUGGCUUCUGGGUAGCGAGUGGCAUAAUCUUGGAUGAUCAGAAUGUAUUGGAACCCUCUGGCAGAUUUGGGUAGUGGGCCCACUAUAUCCAUUGCUAUCCUCUCAAAUGGCGUUUCGAUGAUGGGGAGUGGCACUAAUGGGCUUCGAACAGCUGGUCGGGGAGCUGUUAACUGGCACUCGGGGCACUCUCCACAAUGUCGAGCCACCUCAGCCUGAAUUCCUGGCAAAUAAAACCUCCUCACAAUCCUGUCUCGGGUUUUAUCGAUACCAAGGUGUCCCCCCAGAAUAUGCCCAUGAGCUAGGUCCAGUACUGUUAUCCGGUACCGGGUGGGGACCAACAACAGUUCCACCACAUCAACCCCUAUUUUUGAAACUCAGUACACCAAACCCUUUUUCAUGAUGAAGUGGAGGAAACUAUUAGGCAUCGUCCCGUCAUUUAUGGGGGUACCAUCCACGACCUGCACAUCUGCUCUGGCUUGCUGCAGGGUUGGAUCCUGGGUCUGGGCCAUCCCGAAAUUAGUCAGGGACCCUGCCAGGUCUGUUGGUUCUAGAUAGUCGCCCUCUGAAUCCAGAUCGACCCUGGCCCAACUAGUACCGGGCUGCUCAUUAUUGACGGGGUCUACCCCUUCUUCCUCAUCCUCCCCUACUAGCACCUGUGAGGUUGGCCCAUGAGAAACCUUCUCUUUUCUUGGCUUAUGUUGAGGGCUAUAUGCUACUUCCUGCUUGGUCAGGGGGUUUGGCUUCUCAAAUAUGCAGUUUUUUUUGGCCAAACCUCACAAAGUUAGGAAAGUAUCUACACAGUAUUUUAUCAUACGGCAUCUUUGGGACCACACCGACCUCAUAAUCCAACAACCAGUCCUCAGUUUGUAUGCUCACUGUGGGAUACGGACGGGUAUCCCCAUGAAUGCACGUACAGUGGGGAGAACAAGUAUUUGAUACGCUGCCGAUUUUGCAGGUUUUCCUACUUACAAAGCAUGUAGAGGUCUGUAUUUUUUUUUAAUCAUAGGUACACUUCAACUGUGAGAGACGGAAUCUAAAACAAAAAUCCAGAAAAUCACAAUGUAUGAUUUUUAAGUAAUUUAUUUGCAUUUUAUUGCAUGACAUAAGUAUUUGAUCACCUACCAACCAGUAAGAAUUCCGGCUCUCACAGACCUGUUAGUUUUUCUUUAAGAAGCCCUCCUGUUCUCCACUCAUUACCUGUAUUAACUGCACCUGUUUGAACUCAUUACCUGUAUAAAAGACACCUGUCCACACACUCAAUCAAACAGACUCCAACCUCUCCACAAUGGCCAAGACCAGAGAGCUGUGUAAGGACAUCAGGGAUACAAUUGUAGACCUGCACAAGGCUGGGAUGGGCUACAGGACAAUAGGCAAGCAGCUUGGUGAGAAGGCAACAACUGUUGGAGCAAUUAUUAGAAAAUGGAAGAAGUUCAAGAUGACGGUCAAUCACCCUCGGUCUGAGGCUCCAUGCAAGAUCUCACCUCGUGGGGCAUCAAUGAUCAUGAGGAAGGUGAGGGUUCAGCCCAGAACUACACGGCAGGACCUGGUCAAUGACCUGAAGAGAGCUGGGACCACAGUCUCAAAGAAAACCAUUAGUAACACACUACGCCUUCAUGGAUUGAAAUCCUGCAGCGCACCCAAGGUCCCCCUGCUCAAGCCAGCGCAUGUCCAGGCCCGUCUGAAGUUUGCCAAUGACCAUCUGGAUGAUCCAGAGGAGGAAUGGGAGAAGGUCAUGUGGUCUGAUGAGACAAAAAUAGAGCUUUUUGUUCUAAACUCCACUCGCCGUGUUUGGAGGAAGAAGGAUGAGUACAACCCCAAGAACACCAUCCCAACCGUGAAGCAUGGAGGUGGAAACAUCAUUCUUUGGGGAUGCUUUUCUGCAAAGGGGACAGGACGACUGCACCGUAUUGAGGGGAGGAUGGAUGGGGCCAUGUAUCGCAAGAUCUUGGCCAACAACCUCCUUCCCUCAGUAGGAGCAUUGAAGAUGGGUCAUGGCUGGGUCUUCCAGCAUGACAACGACCCGAAACACACAGCCAGGGCAACUAAGGAGUGGCACCGUAAGAAGCAUCUCAAGGUCCUGGAGUGGUCUAGCCAGUCUCCAGACCUGAACCCAAUAGAAAAUCUUUGGAGGGAGCUGAAAGUCCGUAUUGCCCAGCGACAGCCCCGAAACCUGAAGGAUCUGGAGAAGGUCUGUAUAGAGGAGUGGGCCAAAAUCCCUGCUGCUGUGUGUGCAAACCUGGUCAAGACCUACAGGAAACGUAUGAUCUCUGUAAUUGCAAACAAAAGUUUCUGUACCAAAUAUUAAGUUCUGCUUUUCUGAUGUAUCAAAUACUUAUGUCAUGCAAUAAAAUGCAAAUUAAUUACAUAAAAUUCAUACAAUUUUAUUUUCUGGAUUUUUGUUUUGAGUUUGAGUUUGAGUUUGAGUUUAUUUUUACAGGGACAGUGCACAUUAAUCAACGUUUCAAUAAAGUGCCGGUUUUAGCCAGCCGGCUAAUUUUCAACCGCAGUCCCUGGGCAGGUUAUUAAAAACAAUUACAAUAUGGACAAUAACAACAUAGAACAAGACAUAGCAUACAGACAUAGCAACAUAGGACAAGCAAGACGUAGCAUACACACCGAGCAACAUAGAACAAAAAGCAGCAAGACAAAAUUCAUAAAAGCAACAAAAUGUUUCCACACCUCACAAGUUACAGACAACAGACAUGGAAAGCGGCAACACACAGCUAGGGACCAUGUUCACAAAUCUGAUUGACCUUUAGCCAUGUCUUCAAGCAUUUUGUGAAAGUGUGAUAUGUGGUGCAGUUGUGUGUGUCUGAUGGCAGUGUAUUCCAGACAUGGGAAGCUCUCACAGAAAAAGCAGAUUUACUAAAGGUGCUUUUCCUUAGGGGAACUACACAGUCACCUCUCAUGGCAGACCUUGUGGAUCUGCUGCCAUAUGUUUGGUUUUUCUGUUUAACAAAAAUACUGAGUGGAGGGGGAGCCAAGCCAUUUAGGAUCUUGAAUACAAGACAUGCAUCGGUGUAUUGCACAAGAUUUUCCCAACUCAGGAGCUCAUGCUUUCUAAGGAUGUGACAGUGAUGAUGGCUAUUGGGCUUCCUAUCAAGCACUUUGAGAGCCUGUUUGUAGACAGACUGAAUAGGUCUUACUGUUGUACAGCAAGCUUGGGCCCAACUAGUCAAGCAGUAUGUUAAGUGGGGGAGUAUCAUAGAUUUGAAGUACAGUUUUGCUACCUCUGUAGUCAAACAAUUUCGUAUAAAUCGGAAAUUAGCUAGGUUGAAUUUGGUUAUUUGAAUUUUAGAGUCCGUCUCUCACAGUUGAAGUUUACCUAUGAUAAAAAUUACAGACCUCUACAUGCUUUGUAAGUAGGAAAACCUGCAAAAUUGGCAGUGUAUCAAAUACUUGUUCUCCCCACUGUAACUCCACCAGUCCUAUUUAUGAUAUCAUUUCUAAAAUUAUAUUGUUUCUAAUUUAUUUUUCAAUAAUUCAUGUUUUGUUUUUUUAUCAAUUAGUAUAUUUGAGUUUAACAAUACAUUUUGUUGUAAUUUUUGUUCUGUCUUUUCUGUUGGAGUAAAAUGAAAUGUCAAACAGCUUUCUAUGGCUUAUUUUGGAGAUUAUUUCAUUUUCAAAUAACCGAAAGUGAGAGGUUGUAAUCUGAAUGAAGGGAAAAAGGUGAUUCUUGAACAUGGGGUGAGCCAUUCUUACUAAUCUGCUAGAGAACCGGUUCAGAUUUAAGCAUAGUUUUUGUAUAACUGAAGCCUUUAGUGAGAGGUCCAAUGCAUUAAUAUUUAAUCAUUUCUGCCCUCUGAAUUCACAUUCUUUAUAUAAAUAGGCCCAUUUAAUUUUGCCUGGCUUGCCGUUCCAAAUAAAGUGGAAUAUAUUUUUCUCAUAUAAUUAACAAAACAAGUCGUUAGGUGUAGGCAGGGCCAUAAGUAAAUAGAUCAACUGGGAUAUGACUAAAGAAUUAAUCAGGGUGAAUUUUGUUUGUUGUCCUUUCCAUAGUAGCAAGAUUUUAUCUAACUUUUAAAAAUGUAUUGUAGUUAGAUAAUUUCAUUUGGGCAGACUUGAUACAAAAUAGUCCAGUAUUGCCACGCUUUACUGGAUCAAUCUGAAACUUUGCACAAACACUGCUUCCAUCUAGGCGCCAAAAUCAAAAUUGUGCCUAAACUGCAAUAUUAUAUUGCGGCCUUUCUCUUGCAUUUCAAAAAUGGAACCAAAAAUGAAAUAGAAAACAUUUUUUUUUUUUUUUAUAUUAUCUUUUACCAGAUCUAAUGUGUAUAUUCUCUUACAUUAAUUACACAUUUCCACAAACUUCAAUGUGUUUCCUUGAUAUGAUAUAAAAAAUAUGCAUAUCCUUGCUUCAGGUCUUGAGCUACAGGCAGUUAAAUUUGGGUAUGUCAUUUUAGGUGAAAAUUGAAAAAAAGGAUCCAAUCCUUAAGAGGUUAACCAACAUCUAGUACUAGCGAAUGGAACUUGGAUACCCCCUUCCCCCCAACAACCACAGGUCCCCCGUUGUGACCCAUUUUCCCAAGCACCUCUGUGCAAUCAGACCAUUUGAUUAUUCUGUGCUGCCAUGCCACAAUAAUAUACCCCCUCUCUGAUUGUCCGAGUGUGACUCCCUCCCCACGGGUUACUGCAGCCAGCGUUGCCAGCACAGCCCCUACCUGGGAGGGGGUACUCCACCGGAAUUCCCACCGGCAAGGUACGAGUUCGUGAAGGUUCUCAUUAGCAGCUUUGAGAAAUUAUUGUAUAUUAUGCUCACUCAUCCGGGUGCUUUGGCAUUUGAACCUACCCUGCCAGGCAGGCUCAGACUCUUGAGUGGGCGGUGCUGCUUUAGUGGGUCUCUGACUGCAUUCACCUUUCUGUCAUGGCUGCGUAGGCUACUUGCAGUAGGCCAAUAAAACGGUUAAGGACUUCUCCUUAGUGGGUGGGUAACUCAGGUGGUUGUCUAGGAUAUAGGGUUGGCACCAUUCCAUCAUGAUAGGACAAAACAUUAAAGCUAUAUAUUUGCAAUGUUAUUAAUAUCUGUGCAAAGGUGAAGACUCUCGCAGACACACAUGGGCUCUGGCAUUUGUAUCCAUUUCCCUUACUCACUCACUUAACUCAUCCCACUUUUCCAAUUACACAAAACACACAGGCACCCCAUCUUCCAACACACCUGCACUCCCCCUGCAUACACCCGUACAUACCCACAUACUGUGCCUUUUGUGUCCUCUGUUAGUGUUUUUAUUUCUACCUUGUUGAUUCCUGUUUAAUUUCGGGUUUUGGGUACUUUUGUGUUCCAGUUCCUUGUAUUUGGGGAUUCAUUAUUUCAUGAAUUGGCUAUCUUUUAUCUAUUUAUAAAUACUAUACAUAAAACAUAGAAUACAAACUAUUUUUACAACAUUCCUUAACUUUAAUAGUAUACAGUAGUGUAUUUAUAGCUUCUUUAUUAAUUGUUGUUGUUGACAAGCGGCAAUGAGUAAACACACAACAAAAGAGUUUCAAAUGGUUUUACUUUAGCUUUGUGUCUCUGGCGCUGUAGUCCACAAGCUGUUCAGGCAAGAGGGUGGUUAAAGAUGGCGGCCAACUGUAGUCUAUUGCGUCGGUGGCGGUGUGGCAUCAUAGGCAGAGUACGUAUCUCUCCUGAGGAGUCUGUGGAAGGAGAGAGAAACACAGUGUAAGUAGAGAGUAGGCACGCUCUGACUGUGUCUUCCUAACUGCUCCACUUGAGUGAGUCUGCACUCUUCUGCCAGUCAGUUGAUUAAAAUAUGACUUGCAGUUGUGCUGAUUAUUUAUCCUGCAUAGGUGUGUUGAUUGAGCAGACCUGUGGCGCUGUCGUCGGCUGGCCUGGUGAUGAAGGUAGUGCAGCCUUCCACAGUGAUGAACUGAGUGUCACUUUCCACUGUGCUGCAGCCAGUGCCGCUGUCCAUGGUGCUGCAAUGGGAGUCCUUACUCUCCGGAUUGUCACUUUGAUCCUCUUUAAUUACAGUAAGCACCAGAUUAUUGCGCAUUAAUCUAGUCUAUAUAUCAAGUAGGGAUUAUCUUAACAACUUGUUCUCUUUUUUAAGUUAAUUAGCGUCAGCUUCGAUAACAUUGACAGUACCCUUCGGCGUUUUUGUUUAUUUUUCCAGUGUUGCGGCUUUCUCAUCACUCAUUUCAAGGCUCGCCUUCAUCUCUUGUAUAUCUUUACUGACUAACUCAAGCACGCCUAAUUUAUCAUUUAUAGAUUUGAGCAGUUUGGUUUCCACACUUACGAUAGAGGGUGGUGAAAAUAAGUAAUCCUUGUCAGUCAAAGAGUCCCUUAGUUUUCUUUUAGAGUUUGGUUUUCCAUUCUUUCCGUGUUUACUCUCCGCCAUGUUUUAGUGUUGACUGCGUUGGUAGUGUUUGUCAAUAAAAUUCUCUAGCCUUACAAGUUGUUUUGAGUUAUUACCCAGUUUGGAUGUUGUUGCCCACAAGUGGGCAGAUCAGCGUAAAAGUAGUAUUAUUUAGUCAGUUUUAGGGACAUUCAUUUCUAAGCUUUUUCACGAGGCAUUUUGCACCGCCAUCUUCAGUCCGCCGUGCUACCUUACCUGUUGAUUUUUGGUGUGUAUUUGCAGUGUUCCUCGUCAAUUUGCUACGACCCCACUAGAGAGGUAAAUGAGCUAAGCUAAAGUUAGGCUGCUAACUAAAACUGUGGGGAGAAAAAACUGUGAUGGAGCUUUCUGAAAAGGAGAUAGAGAGACGACACUGCCACCUAGUAACGACCAAUGUAGGGAUUUAAUUAGAAGGAGCAACUUGAAACAUUUCGAGCCUUUGUGCGAGGGGAGGAUGUAUUGGCGGUCUUGCCAACGGGCUUUUGGGGAAAGCCUAAUUUACCAGUUAGCUAGCUAGUUCAGAUCUUCAAGAAGCUAGGAAAACUGCCUCCAAUUCUGACAGUCGUGUCCACUCUAAUGGUUGUGGUGGACGGACAACCAAAUCUGUGGGGCAACAGCACUGGGUCUCAGAGCGGUGGUUGUGGAGAAAGACAAGAACGCUAUAUGGGAAGGUGUAUGCAAUCUUGUCUUCGGAUGUCCAGAGAGAUGGUUGGGGAAGACUGGGACAGAUGAAUUGGCCUCAGUCCUAUACAGCUCCAAAAUCAUCGGAAUCGUUGUGGAUGAAGUCCAUAUGACCUACAUAUGGUAUAUACAAUGCCCUAGAACUGUACUUCGACGGUAUAGAAUAGCACUGCGAUGGCUACAUGUAAUGACCAGGGGAAUCCAGGUGAAAGCUAUGAUUCCCUAUUGAUCUCACCUGUUAAAUCCACUUAAAUCAGUGUACAUGAAGGGGAGGAAACAGGUUAAAGAAGGAUUUUUAAGCCUUGAGACAAUUGAGACAUGGAUUGUGUAUGUGUGCCAUUCUGAGGGUGACUGGGCAAGACAAAAUAUUGAAGUGCCUUUGAAUGGGGUAUUGUAGUAGGUGCCAGGCUGCUGGGUUUCCUGUGGGCAUCAAGAAUUGUCACCACCCAAAGGACAUCCAGCCAACUUACAGAACUGUGGGAAGCAUUGGAGUCAACAUGGGUCAGCAUCCCUGUGGAAUGCUUUCGACACCAUGUAGAGUCCAUGCCCCAAUGAAUUGAGGCUGUUCUAAGGGCAAAAGGGGGUGCAACUCAAUAUUAGCGAGGUGUUCCUAAUGUUUUGUGCACUCAGUGUAUGUAUGUUUAUAUACAGUACCAGUCAAACGUUUGGACACAUACUCAUUCAAGGGUUUUUCUUUAUUUUCUACAAUGUAGAAUAAUAGUGAAGACAUCAAAAACUAUGAAAAAACAUAUGGAAUCAUGUAGUAACCAAAAAAGUGUUAAACAAAUCCAAAUAUAUUUUAUAUUUGAGAUUCUUCAAAGUAGCCACCGUUUGCUUUAAUGACAGCUUUGCACACUCUUGGCAUUCUCUCAACCAGCUUCAUGAGGGAGUCACCUGGAAUGCAUUUCAAUUAACAGGUUGUCACGGAACCCCCCGGAACUGCUGCUCAUUCCGUUCACCAGCUCCGGAGGUCUACGUCACCGGUCUUCCAUAUGUGUUAUUUCAUAGUUUUGAUGUCUUCACUAUUAUUCUACAAUGUAGAAAAUAGUAAAAAAUAAAGAAAAACCCUUGAAUUUGUAGGUGUGUCCAAACUUUUCACUGGUACUGUGUAUAUAUAUAUAUAUACAGUGAGGGAAAAAGUAUUUGAUCCCCUGCUGAUUUUGUACGUUUGCCCACUGACAAAGACAUGAUCAGUCUAUAAUUUUAAUGGUAGGUUUAUUUGAAGAGUGAGAGACAGAAUAACAACAAAAAGAUCCAGAAAACGCAUGUAAAAAAUGUUAUGAAUUGAUUUGCAUUUUAAUGAGGGAAAUAAGUAUUUGACCCCCCUGCAAAACAUGACUUAGUACUUGGUGGCAAAACCCUUGUUGGCAAUCACAGAGGUCAGACGUUUCUUGUAGUUGGCCACCAGGUUUGCACACAUCUCAGGAGGGAUGUUGUCCCACUCCUCUUUGCAGAUCUUCUCCAAGUCAUUAAGGUUUCGAGCCUGACGUUUGGCAACUCAAACCUUCAGCUCCCUCCACAGAUGUUCUAUGGGAUUAAGGUCUGGAGACUGGCUAGGCCACUCCAGGACCUUAAUGUGCUUCUUCUUGAGCCACUCCUUUGUUGCCUUGGCCGUGUGUUUUGGGUCAUUGUCAAGCUGGAAUACCCAUCCACGACCCAUUUUCAAUGCCCUGGCUGAGGGAAGGAGGUUCUCACCCAAGAUUUGACGGUACAUGGCCCCGUCCAUCGUCCCUUUGAUGCGGUGAAGUUGUCCUGUCCCCUUAGCAGAAACUCCCCCCCAAAGCAUAAUGUUUGACGGUGGGGAUGGUGUUCUUGGGGUCAUAGGCAGCAUUCCUUCUCCUCCAAACACGGCGAGUUGAGUUGAUGCCAAAGAGCUCGAUUUUGGUCUCAUAUGACCACAACACGUUCACCCAGUUCUCCUCUGAAUCAUUCAGAUGUUCAUUGGCAAACUUCAGACGGGCCUGUAUAUGUGCUUUCUUGAGCAGGGGGACCUUACGGGCACUGCAGGAUUUCAGUCCUUCAUGGCGUAGUGUGUUACCAAUUGUUUUCUUGGUGACUAUGGUCCCAGCUGCCUUGAAAUCAUUGACAAGAUCCUCCCGUGUAGUUCUGGGCUGAUUCCUCACCGUUCUCAUGAUCUUUGCAACUCCACGAGGUGAGAUCUUGCAUGGAGCCCUGGGCCGAGGGAGAUUGACAGCCCUUUUGUGUUUCUUCCAUUUGCGAAUAAUCCCACCAACUGUUAUCACCUUCUCAACAAGCUGCUUGGUGAUGGUCUUGUAGCCCAUUCCAGCCUUGUGUAGGUCUACAAUCUUGUCCCUGACAUCCUUGGAGUGUUCUUUGGUCUUGGCCAUGGUGGAGAGUUUGGAAUCUGAUUGAUUGAUUGCUUCUGAGGACAGGUGUCUUUUAUACAGGUAACAAACUGAGAUUAGGAGCACUCCCUUUAAAAUUGUGCUCCCAAUCUCAGCUCGUUACCUGUAUAAAAGACACCUGGGAGGCAGAAAUCUUUCUGAUUGAGAGGGGUCAAAUACUUAUUUCCCUCAUUAAAAUGCAAAUCAAUUUAUAACAUUUUUGACAUGCGUUUUUUUGGAUUUUGUUGUUGUUAUUCUGUCCCUCACUGUUCAAAUAAACCUACCAUUAAAAUUAUAGACUGAUCAUUUCUUUUUCAGUGGGCAAACAAACAAAAUCAGCAGGGGAUCAAAUACUUUUUUCCCUCACUGUAUAUACAUACAUACAUGCAUGCAUGCAUGCAUACAUACAUACACUACCGUUCAAAAGUUUGGGGUCACUUAGAAAUGUCCUUGUUUUUGAAAAAAAUCAAUUUUUUGUCCAUUAAAAUCACAUCAAAUUGAUCAGAAAUACAGUGUAGACAUUGUUAAUGUUGUAAAUGGCUAAUGUAGCUGGAAACGGCUGAUUUUUUAUGGAAUAUCUACAUAGGCGUACAGAGGCCCAUUGUCAGCAACCUUCAGUCCUGUGUUCCAAUGGCACGUUGUGUUUGCUAAUCCAAGUUUAUCAUUUUAAAAGGCUAAUUGAUCAUUAGAAAACCCUUUUUCAAUUAUGUUAGCACAGCUGAAAACUGUUGUGUUGAUUAAAGAAGCAAUAAAACUAGCCUUCUUGAGACUAGUUGAGUAUCUGGAGCAUCAGCAAUUGUGGGUUCGAUUACAGGCUCAAAAUGGCCAGAAACAAAGAACUUUCUUCUGAAACUCGUCAGUCUAUUCUUGUUCUGAGAAAUGAAGGCUAUUCCAUGCGAGAAAUUGCCAAGAAACUGAAGAUCUCGUACAACGCUGUGUACCACGCAGAACAGCGCCGGAGAAGAUGGCUGCCGUUUUACAGCCCUCUAACCAAUUGUACUAUUAUGUGUGUUUUUCCGCGUUAUUUGUAAUUUAUUUUGUACAUAAUGUUUCUGCCAUCGUCUCUUAUAACCAAAAAGAGCUUCUGGAUAUCAGGACAGUGAUUACUCACCUCGCAUUGGACGAAGAUUUUUUCUUCAACGAGGCGGUCGCGAUGGAUAUCCUACAGACACCCGACAAGGCCCAGAUCCCCGUCAUUCGCGUGAGGAAGAGACGGAGAUAUCGCGGACGCAGAUCCGGGUGCCUUGUAAGGAUCCGACGGCGAGCGAGUAAACUGCCUCUCCCAUCAAUCCUAUUAGCCAACGUUCAAGCUUUUGAGAAUAAAAUGGACGAUUUAAGAUUACGGUUAUCCUACCAACGGGACAUUAAAAACUGUAAUAUCUUAUGUUUCACGGAGUCGUGGCUGAACGACAACAAUGAUAACAUUCAGCUAGCAGGCUAUACGCUACAUCGGCAGGACAGAACAUCUGACUCUGGUAAGACAAGGGGUGGCGGUCUCUGUAUAUUUGUAAACAACAGCUGGUGCACAAAAUCAAAUACUAAGGAAGUCUUGAGGUUUUGCUCGCCUGAGGUAGAGUAUCUUAUGAUAAGCUGUAGACCACACUAUUUACCAAGAGAGUUUUCAUCUAUAUUUUUCAUAGCUGUCUAUUUACCACCACAAACCAAUGCUGGCAUUAAGAUUGCACUGAAUGAGUUGUACAAGGCCAUUAAUCAACAGGAAAACGCUCAUCCAGAUGCAGCGCUCCUAGUGGCCGGGGACUUUAAUGCAGGGAAACUUAAAUCCGUUCUACCUAAUUUCUACCAGCAUGUUAAAUGUGCAACCAGAGGGAAAAAAACUCUAGACCACCUUUACUCCACACACAGAGACGCAUACAAAGCUCUCCCUCGCCCUCCAUUUGGCAAAUCUGACCAAAACUCUAUCCUCCUGAUUCCUGCUUAUAAGCAAAAACUGAAGCAGGAAGCACCAGUGAUUGGGUUAUUAAAAAAGUGGUCAGAUGACGCAGAUGCUAAGCUACAGGACUGUUUUGCUAGCACAGACUGGAACAUGUUCCGGGAUUCUUCAGACAGCAUUGAGGAGUACACCACAUCAGUCACUGGCUUCAUCAAUAAGUGCAUCGAUGAUGUCGUCCCCACAGUGACCGUACGUACAUACCCCAACCAGAAGCCAUGGAUUACAGGAAACAUCCACACUGAGCUAAAGGGUAGAGCUGCCGCUUUCAAGGAAUGGGACUCUAACCCGGAUGCUUAUAAGAAAUCCCGCUAUGACCUCCGACGAACCAUCAAACAGGCAAAGAGUCAAUACAGGUCUAAGAUUGAAUCAUACUACACUGGCUCUGACGCUCGUCGGAUGUGGCAUGGCUUGAAAACUAUUACAGACUACAAAGGGAAGCACAGCCGCGAGCUGCCCAGUGACACAAGCCUACCAGACGAGCUAAACCACUUCUAUGCUCGCUUCGAGGCAAGCAACACUGAAGCAUGCAUGAGAGCACCAGCUGUUCCGGAUGACUAUGUGAUCACGCUCUCCGUAGCCGAUGUGAGUAAGACUUUUAAGCAGGUCAACAUUCACAAGGCCGCAGGGCCAGACGGAUUACCAGGACGUGUACUCCGAGCAUGUGCUGACCAACUGGCAAGUGUCUUCACUGACAUUUUCAACAUGUCCCUGACUGAGUCUGUAAUACCAACAUGUUUCAAGCAGACCACCAUAGUCCCCGUGCCCAAGAACUCUAAGAUAACCUGCCUAAAUGACUACCGACCCGUAGCACUGACGUCUGUAGCCAUGAAGUGCUUUGAAAGACUGGUCAUGGCUCACAUCAACAGCAUAAUCCCAGAAACCCUAGACCCACUCCAAUUUGCAUACCGCCCCAACAGAUCCACAGAUGAUGCAAUCUCUAUCGCACUCCACACUGCCCUUUCCCACCUGGACAAGAGGAACACCGACGUGAGAAUGCUAUUCAUUGACUACAGCUCAGCAUUCAACACCAUAGUGCCCUCUAAGCUCAUCACUAAGCUAAGGAUCCUGGGACUAAACACCUCCCUCUGCAACUGGAUCCUGGACUUCCUGACGGGCCGCCCCCAGGUGGUAAGGGUAGGUAACAACACAUCUGCCACACUGAUCCUCAACACGGGGGCCCCUCAGGGGUGCGUGCUCAGUCCCCUCCUGUACUCUCUGUUCACCCAUGACUGCAUGGCCAGGCACGACUCCAACACCAUCAUUAAGUUUGCCGACGACACAACAGUGGUAGGCCUGAUCACUGACAACGAUGAGACAGCCUAUAGGGAGGAGGUCAGAGAUCUGGCCGUGUGGUGCCAGGACAACAACCUCUCCCUCAACGUGACCAAGACAAAGGAGAUGAUUGUGGACUACAGGAAAAAAAAGAGGACUGAGCACGCCCCCAUUCUCAUCGACGGGGCUGUAGUGGAACAGGUUGAGAGCUUCAAGUUCCUUGGUGUCCACAUCACCAACGAACUAUCAUGGUCCAAACACACCAAGACAGUCGUGAAGAGGGCACGACAAAGCCUAUUCCCCCUCAGGAGACUAAAAAGAUUUGGCAUGGGUCCUCAGAUCCUCAAAAAAUUCUACAGCUGCACCAUCGAGAGCAUCCUGACUGGUUGCAUCACCGCCUGGUAUGGCAACUGCUUGGCCUCUGACCGCAAGGCACUACAGAGGGUAGUGCGUACGGCCCAGUACAUCACUGGGGCAAAGCUCCCUGCCAUCCAGGACCUCUAUACCAGGCGGUGUCAGAGGAAGGCCCUCAAAAUUGUCAAAGACUCCAGCCACCCUAGUCAUAGACUGUUCUCUCUGCUACCGCACGGCAAGCGGUACCGGAGUGCCAAGUCUAGGUCCAAAAGACUUCUCAACAGCUUCUACCCCCAAGCCAUAAGACUCCUGAACAGCUAAUCAUGGCUACCCGGACUAUUUGCACUGCCCCCCCACCCCAUCCUUUUUACGCUGCUGCUACUCUGUUAAGUAUUUAUGCAUAGUCACUUUAACUCUACCCACAUGUACAUAUUACCUCAACUACCUCAACUAGCCGGUGCCCCCGCACAUUGACUCUGCAACGGUACCCCCCUGUAUAUAUAGCCUCCCUACUGUCACUUUAUUUUACUGUAUAUAUAGCCUCCCUAAUGUCACUUUAUUUUACUUCUGCUCUUUUUUUCUCAACACUUUUUUUGUUGUUGUUUUAUUCUUACUUUUUUUGUUUAAAAUAAAUGCACUGUUGGUUAAGGGCUGUAAGUAAGCAUUUCACUGCAAUGUCUGCACCUGUUGUAUUCGGCGCAUGUGACCAAUACAAUUUGAUUUGAUUUGAUUUGACUACUCCCUUCACAGAACAGCGCAAACUGGCUCUAACCAGAAUAGAAAGAGGAGUGGGAGGCCCCAGUGCACAACUGAGCAAGAGGACAAAUACAUUAGAGUGUGUAGUUUGAGAAACAGACGCCUAACAGGUCCUCAACUGGCAAGCUUCAUUAAAUAGUACCCGCAAAACACCAGUCUCAACAUCAACAGUGAAGAGGUGACUCCGGGAUGCUGACCUUUUAGGUAGAGUUGCAAAGAAAAAGCCAUAUCUCAGACUGGCCAAUAAAAAUUAAAGAUUAAGAUGGGCAGUUGGAGAUAUGGCUUUUUCUUUAGCUACAGACAACAAACACUAUUGCAUUUUAUCGAUGGCAAUUUGAAUGCACAGAGAUACCGUGACGAGGUCCUGAGGCCCAUUGACGUGCCAUUCAUCUUGUAUUCGUCUACUUUUAUUUGUGAGAGGUAUUAACAUGUUGAAAGCGCCGAGCUGUCUGUUUAAACGAGUUGCACACAGCUCAGAUACCCAUGCAUUCCCCACAAAACAUUCCACCAAAGGUCUCUUCACAGUCCCCAAGUCCAGAACAGACUAUGGGAAGCGACUAUGGGAAGCGCACAGGACUACAUAGAGCAAUGACUACAUGGAACUCUAUUCCACAUCAGGUAACUGAUGCAAGCAGUAUAAUCAAUUUUUUUUAAAUUUAUAAAAAGACACCUUAUGGAAUAGCGGGGAUUGUGAAGCAACACAAACAUAGGCACAGACACAUGCAUACACACACAUGAUAACAUACACACUAUACAAACACGUACACAUGGAUUUUGUGUUGUAGAUACAGUGGGGAAAAAAAGUAUUUAGUCAGCUACCAAUUGUGCAAAUUCUCCCACUUAAAAAGAUGAGAGAGGCCUGUAAUUUUCAUCAUAGGUACACGUCAACUAUGACAGACAAAAUGAGAAAAAUAAUUCCAGAAAAUCACAUUGUAGGAUUUUUAAUGAAUUUAUUUGCAAAUUAUGGUGGAAAAUAAGUAUUUGGUCAAUAACAAAAGUUUCUCAAUACUUUGUUAUAUACCCUUUGUUGGCAAUGACACAGGUCAAACGUUUUCUGUAAGUCUUCACAAGGUAUUCACACACUGUUGCUGGUAUUUUGGCCCAUUCCUCCAUGCAGAUCUCCUCUAGAGCAGUGAUGUUUUGGGGCUGUCGCUGGGCAACACAGACUUUCAACUCCCUCCAAAGAUUUUCUAUGGGGUUGAGAUCUGGAGACUGGCUAGGCCACUCCAGGACCUUGAAAUGCUUCUUACGAAGCCACUCCUUCGUUGCCCGGGUGGUGUGUUUGGGAUCAUUGUCAUGCUGAAAGACCCAGCCUCGUUUCAUCUUCAAUGCCCUUGCUGAUGGAAGGAGGUUUUCACUCAAAAUCUCACGAUACAUGGCCCCAUUCACUCUUUCCUUUACACGGAUCAGUCGUCCUGGUCCCUUUGCAGAAAAACAGCCCCAAAGCAUGAUGUUUCCACCCCCAUGCUUCACAGUAGGUAUGGUGUUCUUUGGAUGCAACUCAGCAUUCUUUGUCCUCCAAACACGACGAGUUGAGUUUUUACCAAAAAGUUCUAUUUUGGUUUCAUCUGACCAUAUGACAUUCUCCCAAUCCUCUUCUGGAUCAUCCAAAUGCACUCUAGCAAACUUCAGACGGGCCUGGACAUGUACUGGCUUAAGCAGGGGGACACGUCUAACACUGCAGGAUUUGAGUCCCUGGCGGCGUAGUGUGUUACUGAUGGUAGGCUUUGUUACUUUGGUCCCAGCUCUCUGCAGGUCAUUCACUAGGUCCCCCCGUGUGGUUCUGGGAUUUUUGCUCACCGUUCUUGUGAUCAUUUUGACCCCACGGGGUGAGAUCUUGCGUGGAGCCCCAGAUCGAGGGAGAUUAUCAGUGGUCUUGUAUGUCUUCCAUUUCCUAAUAAUUGCUCCCACAGUUGAUUUCUUCAAACCAAGCUGCUUACCUAUUGCAGAUUCAGUCUCUGCAGGUCUACAAUUUUGUUUCUGGUGUCCUUUGACAGCUCUUUGGUCUUGGCCAUAGUGGAGUUUGGAGUGUGACUGUUUGAGGUUGUGGACAGGUGUCUUUUAUACUGAUAACAAGUUCAAACAGGUGCCAUUAAUACAGGUAACGAGUGGAGGACAGAGGAGCCUCUUAAAGAAGAAGUUACAGGUCUGUGAGAGCCAGAAAUCUUACUUGUUUGUAGGUGACCAAAUACUUAUUUUCCACCAUAAUUUGCAAAUAAAUUCAUUAAAAAUCCAACAAUGUGAUUUUCUGAAUUUGUUUUCCUCAAUUUGUCUGUUAUAGUUGACGUGUACCUAUGAUGAAAAUUACAGGCCUCUCUCAUCUUUUUAAGUGGGAGAACUUGCACAAUUGGUGGCUGACUAAAUACUUUUUUUCCCCACUGUAUGUGGUAGUGGAGUAUGGGCCUGAGGACACACACUUAGUGUGUUGUGAAUUCUGUUAUGAAUGUAUUGUACUGUUUUUAAAAUUAAUUUUGCCGGACCCCAGGAAGAGUAACUGCUGCCUUGGCAGCAGCUAAUGGGUACAAAUAUCUACCUCAAAUACCUUGUAACCCUGCACAUUGAUCUGGAACUGGUACUCCUUGUAUAUAGCUUUAUUCUUGGGUAUUUUAUUCCUCGUCAAAACAUUAAAGGAACAGUUGUCUCCAUGUCUCGUCCGUACAUGGUAGGAGUACUCUGUCCCGCGGAGUUCAUCCCAUUGGCUGGGGGAGGAGGGUAGGCAUAGGCCCCAUUGGCCAUAUAUUGUCCAGAGAAUCUACCAAUUUUCCUUCCUGACGAAAUUGCUAGAAAUUACCGGGUUUCCCGAUUUUCCCGUUCAAACCAAAAGUGCUAUUUAAAAGCAUAUAAUACCAGCAAAUAACAUCUGACAUGAUUAUACCACUCUAAAUGGAGAAAUAUGCACAAUCUAAAGGGUUCUUAUUGUAUUUGUUGCAAUUUAAUCAACUCAAUGUUCCCUCAGUCACAUUUUUACAUUUGUCAUUUUAGCAGACGCUCUUAUCCAGAGCGACUUACAGUUAGUGAGUGCAUACAUUUUCAUACUACACACUAUUUCAUUGAUGUAGCCUAGUUUUAACAGGCCUAUGAUGCACUGAUGGCCGAAGGGUCAAAUAUGAGGUUAUUACAGUAAAAAUUAUUUUUAGCCUACCUUUGAAAGAAGCAUUUUGGUCCUUUUCUCUCCCCUUGCACCUGGCUAUCGAGGACAUUUGGGAAGGUUGUGUCUGUUUAUACUUUGCUUAUUGUGAUGAUUUUGUCUGAGGAAACAAAUCUGAAUCUCCAAUAAUCAAACAGAAAGUUUUAAACUGUCAAGAGGAGUGAAACAAGGUUGUCCACUAUCUGCAUAUCUAUUUAUUAUGGCCAUCGAGAUGUUAGCUAUUAAAAUCAGAUCCAACAAUAAUAUCAAGAGAUUAGAAGUCCAGGUCUUAAAAACAAAGGUGUCAUUGUAUGCUGAUGAUUCAUGUUUUCUUUAAAAUACACAACUUGAAUCCCUCCACAGCCUCAUAGAGGAUCUAGAUACAUUUUCUAACCUCUCUGGAUUAUAAACAAAUUAUGAUAAAUGUACUAUAUUACGUAUUGGUACACUAAAAAAUAACCAUUUUACAUUACCAAUAAAAUGGUCUGAUGGUGAUGUGGAUAUACUCGGAAUACAUAUCCCAACUGAAUUAAAUGAUCUCUCUCCAAUACAAAAAUCACCCUGAUUAACUCUUUAGUAUUAUCCCAGUUUACCUAUGUGCUUAUGGUCUUGCCUACGCCUAGCAAACAGUUUUUUAAAAUUCUAUGAGAAAACAAUAUUCCAUUUUAGUUGGAACGGCAAGCCAGACAAAAUUAAAUGAAUAUGAUUUCCGAGGACAGAAAUUAUUAAAUAUUAAAGCAUUAGACCUAUCACUAGAAGCUUCAGUCAUACAAAAGUUAUACUUAAAUGCGAACUGGUUCUCUAGCAAAUUAGUAAGAUUGUCUCACCCAAUGUUCAAGAAUUGCCUUUUUCCCUUUAUUCAGAUUACAACCUCUCACUUUCAGUUAUUUGAAAAGGAAAUUAUCUCCCAAAUAUCACUAUUUCUAAAACAAGCCAUAGAAAGUUGGUUGCAAUUUCAAUUUAAUCCUCCAGAAACGACAGAACAAAUAAUGCAACAAAUAUUGUGGUUAAACUCAAAUAUACUAAUUGAUAAAGAAAACAUAAUUUUUUGAAAAUAUGUUUAAAAAAGGUGUAAUCUUCGUAAAUGAUAUCAUAGGUAGGACUGGUGUCACGGUUUCGGCCGAGGCUGCUCCUCCUCCUGGUUCGGGCAGGCUUCGGCGUUCGUCGUCCCCGGAAUACUAGCUGCCACCGUUGUAUGUUUCGUGUGUUGAUUGCUUUGGUCUGUCUGGUACACCUGUGUCUGUUUGUGUCCUAAUUACGUGUCCUAUAAGUUCCCUGUUUUGUGUGAGUUAGAUUGUGUGUUGUUGUUCGCCUGUCGUUGUGCUGCGUGUUUUGUUUCUUGUUUGUUGUUUUAGUGUUUUACGCUGUUUGCGUAAAUGCUCGCCUCAUAUUGUUUUUGAGGUAGUUUGUUUACCGUUUCCUUUUGGAGUAUUAAGUAAUCUCUGUUGGACUGAGCCUCGGUGUCCUGCGCCUGACUUCCACACCACAUACACCUCACCACAUGACAACUGGUGUAGUUAUGUCGCACAUGCAGCUAACAAAAACAUAUGGAAAUGUCUGCUCUACCCAAAAUUACAACCAAAUAAUUGCAGCAUUACUGCAAAAAUGGAAGAGGAAACUGGAAGGGGGAAAAAGUAAGGAACUUGUCUGUCGGCCUUGCAUUAAAGAACAUAAUAGGUUAAAGAAAACUGUGAUAAAUAAAAAAAGUAUACCAGUUUCAUUUAAGGACCAAAGGAUUGACAGCCGUCCCAUAUAGAUUGCAAAAUAGUUGGGAAGAGAUUUUUGACAUACCGAUCCCAUGGCAUAGUGUUUAUGAACUGAUAUGCAAAUAUGCAAAAUGACGCCGGAUUCAAAACUUAGAAUUUUUCAAUUUAAAUUAUUAUAUACAUUUCUUGCUACCAAUAGAAUGUUAUUCAUAUUGGGGAUACAAUCUUCCCAGCUCUGCAGAUUUUGCUGCGAAGAGACAGAAUCAUUAGAUCAUUUGUUUUGGUACUGUCCAUUUGUAGCUUGUUUCUGGACACAGGUCCAGGAAUAGCUGUCACGUUCGUUUACAGACGGGUCAGACCAAGGCGCAGCGUGAUAUGCAUACAUGUUUAUUUAAAGGAAUAAACAACAGACAAAACGUGAAGUCCAAGGCAGCACAACACAACAUACCUUAACUGGAACGAGAUCCCACAACCCACUAGUGUCAAUAGGCUACCUAAGUAUGGUCCCCAAUCAGAGUCAACGAGCGACAGCUGCCUCUGAUUGGGAACCACACCGGCCAACAUAGAUCUAGACGAUCUAGAUCUAAACCUAGAAAACAUACCACACAUGUAUAAGCUGAAAGUAGAGGCCUAAGCAUUGUUGUUCACUAGUUUACUCCAAUUGGGGAAGUGGUGGUGGGGUUGGAAAGUAAUAAAGGGAAAUAUAUAUGUAUGUAUAUAUGUAUGCAUGUAUGUAUAUGUAUGUAUUUAUGUGUGUAUAUAUACAGUGGGGGGAAAAAAGUAUUUAGUCAGCCACCAAUUGUGCAAGUUCUCCCACUUAAAAAGAUGAGAGAGGCCUGUAAUUUUCAUCAUAGGUACACGUCAACUAUGACAGACAAAAUGAGAAAAAAAAUCCAGAAAAUCACAUUGUAGGAUUUUUUAUGAAUUUAUUUGCAAAUUAUGGUGGAAAAUAAGUAUUUGGUCACCUACAAACAAGCAAGAUUUCUGGCUCUCACAGACCUGUAAUUUCUUCUUUAAGUGGCUCCUCUGUCCUCCACUCGUUACCUGUAUUAAUGGCACCUGUUUGAACUUGUUAUCAGUAUAAAAGACACCUGUCCACAACCUCAAACAGUCAUACUCCAAACUCCACUAUGGCCAAGACCAAAGAGCUGUCAAAGGACACCAGAAAUAAAAUUGUAGACCUGCACCAGGCUGGGAAGACUGAAUCUGCAAUAGGUAAGCAGCUUGGUUUGAAGAAAUCAACUGUGGGAGCAAUUAUUAGGAAAUGGAAGACAUACAAGACCACAGAUAAUCUCCCUCGAUCUGGGGCUCCACGCAAGAUCUCACCCUGUGGGGUCAAAAUGAUCACAAGAACGGUGAGCAAAAAUCCCAGAACCACACGGGGGGACCUAAUGAAUGACCUGCAGAGAGCUGGGACCAAAGUAACAAAGCCUACCAUCAGUAACACACUACGCCGCCAGGGACUCAAAUCCUGCAGUGCCAGAUGUGUCCCCCUGCUUAAGCCAGUACAUGUCCAGGCCCAUCUGAAGUUUGCUAGAGUGCAUUUGGAUGAUCCAGAAGAGGAUUGGGAGAAUGUCAUAUGGUCAGAUGAAACCAAAAUAUAACUUUUUGGUAAAAACUAAACUCGUCGUGUUUGGAGGACAAAGAAUGCUGAGUUGCAUCCAGAGAACACCAUACCUACUGUGAAGCAUGGGGGUGGAAACGUCAUGCUUUGGGGCUGUUUUUCUGCAAAGGGACCAGGACGACUGAUCCGUGUAAAGGAAAGAAUGAAUGGGGCCAUGUAUCGUGGACAGGGAUGUAGCUCAGUUGGUAGAGCAUGGCGUUUGCAACGCCAGGGUUGUGGGUUCAAUUCCCACGGGGGGCCAGUAUAAUUUUUUAUUUUUUUUAAAGAAUGCAUUUUUUUUUAAAGAAUGCAGUAUUUAAAAAAUACUUUUUUUCCCCACUGUAUGAUUUAGCUGAUGGCUUUCAAAGUUCAAUACAGAACUGUAAUGUUAACCAGCUAGCUAACUUACUCAGCUAGUCCAGCUAGGCUAGCAAGCUAGCUAACAUUAUGUUACCACUAAUUGAGAAUCUUAUGUUUUGUUGUGAAGGAAAAAAAGUUGAUAGUAUCGCAUCACUUCACAGCUGUCGUCAAAAUGGAUUCCAUCUGAUAAUCUUUGUUCACUGCAUCAAUCUUGAUUGCCGCAAGCCACUAGCAGAAUCGGGGUGAAUCGCUGGUAUGUAGAACGGUGAAAGAUAACUCAUUUUUAAGCUUGUUUGUAAUUAGCACAGCCAGGCACAGAACACCACACAGGCUUGAUGACGAAAAUAUGUGAAAAACUAAUGUUUUCAAAAAAAUCUUCCCUAGAGAAGUUCUGAGAUUACUGUGUGUUGGUCGUUCGAAGUAAACAACGCCAUUAUUCAAGUUUGUGGACACGCCCUCUCUACCUUGCGGGUGGUAUCAGCAUUCGCUAUGAAUGCCGGACUUUGUGGUUCACUAUGAGCAGACGAAUACACAGGGAGUCGAAACUUCCCAAUUCUACCAUUCAAAAGAAAAUGUGCAAGUUCUAGCUUGUGGUUUAGAUAAUUGUGAUGUUUAUGAUAAAAACAUAAUGUUGUUAAUAUAGUAAUGACUAUAUGCCGUGGCACAGCCAGGGUGAAAUUCCCCUUUAAUAGUAGCAGAGCUUUCGGUCAGUCAACCUUCAUCAGAGCCCUACACAGGAAAGAAUAGGAGAGAGGGAAAGAGUGUCUCCUUCAACUGCAACGUUUUCAGCCAGUGUAGGGCUACUGGUACAAGAAAAGAUACAUGGCAGAAAUCGGGCACUCUUUCUUACACCUACUCAGUUGUCUCUGAUCUGCAAGGAGGAAUAAGAGAGUGCCAACUUAUCGGAAUGAAAUGCAGGUCCUUCAAGACUGUUGGAAAAGCAUUCCAGAUGAAGCUGGUUGAGAGAAUGCCAAGCGUGUGUAAAGCUGUCAAAAAAGGGAAAGGGUGGCUAUUUGAAGAAUCUCAAAUACAAAAUAUUGUUUGAUUUGUUUAACAGUUGUUGGGUUACUACAUGAUUCCAUAAGUGUUAUUUCAUAGUUUGAUGUCUUCACUUUUUUUCUACAAUGUAAAAAAUAGAAAAAAUUAUGAAUAACCCUUGAAUAAGUAGGUGUGUCCAAACUUUUGACUGGAAAUGUACAGUUGAAUCCGGAAGUUUACAUACACUUAGGUUGGAGUAAAUAAAACUAGUUUUUCAACCACUCCACACAUUUCUUGUUAACAAACUAUAGUUUUGGCAAGUCGGUUAGGACAUCUACUUUGUGCAUAACACAAGUAAUUUUUCCAACAAUUGUUACAGACAGAUUAUUUCACUUAUAAUUCACUGUAUCACAAUUCCAGUGGGUCAGAAGUUUACAUACACUAAGUUCACUUUGCCUUUAAAGAGCUUGGAAAAUUCCAGAAAAUUAUGUCAUGGCUUUAGAAGCUUCUGAUAGGCUAAUUGACAUAAUUUGAGUCAAUUGGAGGUGUACCUGUGGAUGUAUCUCAAGGCCUACCUUCAAACUCAGUGCCUCUAUCCUUGACAUCAUGGAAAUAUCAAAAGAAAUCAGCCAAGACCUCAGAAAAAAUAUUGUAGACCUCCACAAGUCUGGUUCAUCCUUGGGAGCAAUUUGCAAAUGCCCGAAGGUACCACGUUCAUCUGUACAAACAAUAGUACGCAAGUAUAAACACCAUGGGACCGAGCAGCUGUCAUACCGCUCAGGAAGGAGACGCGUUCUAGAGAUUAACGUACUUUGGUGCGAAAAGUGCAAAUCAAUCCCAGAUCAACAGCAAAGGACCUUGUGAAGAUGCUGGAGGAAACAGGUGCAAAAGUAUCUAUAUCCACAGUAAAACAAGUCCUAUAUCAACAUAACCUGAAAGGUCGCUCAGCAAGGAAGAAGCCACUGCUCCAAAACCGCCAUUAAAAAGCCAGACUACGGGUUGCAACUGCACAUGGGGACAAAGAUCGUACUUUUUGGAGAAAUGUGCUCUGGUCUGAUGAAACAAAAACAGAACUGUUUGGCCAUAAUGACCAUCAUAUGUUUGGAGGAAAAAGGGGGAACUUUCAAGCCGAAGAACACCAUCCCAACCGUGAAGCACGGGGGUGGCAGCAUCAUGCUGUGUGGGUGCUUUGCUGCAGGAGGGACUGGUGCACUUCACAAAAUAGAUGGCAUCAUGAGGAAGGAAAAUUAUGUGGAUAUAUUGAAGCAACAUCUCAAGACAUCAGUCAGGAAGUUAAAGCUUGGUCGCAAAUGGGUCUUCCAAAUGGACAAUGACCCCAAGCAUACUUCCAAAGUUGUGUCAAAAUGGCUUCAGGACAUCAAGUCAAGGUAUUGGAGUGUCCAUCACAAAGCCCUGACCUCAAUCCUAUAGAAAAUGUGAGGGCAGAACUGAAAAAGUGUGUGCGAGCAUGGAGGCCUACAAACCUGACUCAGUUACACCAGUUCUGUCAGGAGGAAUGGGCCAAAAUUCACCCAACUUAUUGUGGGAAGCUUGUGGAAGGCUACCCAAAACGUUUGACCCAAGUUAAACAAUUUAAAGGCAAUGCUACCAAAUACUAAUUGAGUGUAUGUUAACUUCUGACCCACUGGGAAUAUGAUGAAAGAAAUAAAAGCUGAAAUAAAUCAUUCUCUCUACACUUAUUCUGACAUUUCACAUUCUUAAAAUAAAGUGGUGAUCCUAACUGACCUAAGACAGUGAAUUUUUACUAGGAUUAAAUGUCAGGAAUUGUGAAAAACUGAGUUUAAAUGUAUUUGGCUAAGGUGUAUGUAAACUUCCGACUUCAACUGUACAUGCCAAAAAAAAUCUUAUUUUCUGGUGUUCCUAAUUUUUGUGUUGUGCUCCAAACUUUUUUAAGUUGGGAGCACCAGUGCUACCAAUGAAAACAGUUAAUUUAGAACCCUGGCUGUAGGCUUCAUGUUCCAACUUAUUCUUUGUGUGUUUAUGUGUUUGUGUGUGUGUGUGCGUGUGUACAUGUAGUUUAUUCAUGUAUGUAAUUAAAGCUGGAUGUAAAACAAAUGGUGUGGGACAUCACGAUUCAUCUUGACAACAGACUACAUCUGAAGUCUGAAAACUUCUGUGUGAUGUCCCUUUAAAGAAGACUGUAAAUGUUAUUGUUUCUCUUGAAAAUCAGACAACAAUCACGUACAAAAACCCAAAGUGACGGUCUACCCAGCAUCCAAACCUGAGCCAAAUGUGAAGACCACCCUGCUAUGUCUGGCUAGAGACAUGUUUCCAGACUUGGUCAAGAUCUCAUGGGAGAUGGAGGAUGCAAACGGCCGAACAGUGGAGGUGCCCAAAGCAGAGAGGGAAGAGCUGGAGCAGAGGGAGGAAGGACAGACGACCAGUAUGAUCAUCAUUGAAAAAGAGAAGGCGUACAGGAACAAAUACAUCUGUUCUGUGGAGCAUGAAGGGGUCCCUCAAUAUGUUGACAUACCAAAAGGUAAAGCCAGUCUUCUAAAAGGUUUUUCAGUAGUAUGUAGGCCUAUUAUGUUUUUCAUACGUCAUUAUUCAUUUAAUAUUUAUGUAAUAUAUUUAUAUGAGUAGGUUUUCAUGUAUUCAACCAUGUAAAAAUGACAUAGGCCUAUUAUCUUUUCAAAGUAAAAAAGAAAGUAGAUACAAAUUGGACUCACACUUGCAUAGGAAUGUUGUGUAGUUAGUUUAAACAAAACAACCUUUUUUUUUGCUUAACAAUUAUCCCUGACAGUAGCCUACAUAAUGCUCUGAUGCUCUAAUGCUACACUUAAUGUGAUAUUUUUCCAUCUCAUUCUCAGAUAAACCAACAGAAGCUCCUCCAACCACCAUGGCUGCACCAACCUGUCUGUUCAGAAAUGACACGCAGGAGCCACUGACUCUGCAUCUUACCGACGAUAGAAUUUAUGUGUAUUUCAUGCAGGGUUGGGGUCAAUUCAAAACAACAAUUUAGAAAAGAAAGAACAUUUAAUCAUAAGUGGUUGUAUAAAUGAACCGAUUUAGAAAGGUAUUAAAUCUGAUUGCGCUUUGUCACCAUUGCACGUUUUGGAGAACGCAUUCAUGGUAAACGCUGCUUAUGUCUGCUCAUUUGGAAAUUACCUAUAAGGGCGCAUUCACAUAUCUUCUUAUGAUCCGGAUCCUGGAGCAUUUAGUAGUAUACCCUGAUCCGCGCUACGAAGUAUGUGUGAAACACAAACUAACCCGGGCUGAAACGCAGUAGUGGUGCGUUGGUAAAAUCAUUGGGGAAGCCAAGCCCCCCCUCCACCUCCCAAAAAAUGGCAUAUUACAACCUAUGUGUUGUGAUAAUUGUGUUGUUUGCUCUAUAACCUGUUAAUUCAUAUGCCUUGCUACCGUAAUAUAUAGUCCUAAAGGCCGAGACAAUAAGAAGACACAGUGGCAGAAUAAAUUCAACCACACCUUGGUUUUAGCAGUAAACCGGAUAGUAACCUAUAUCAAGUGAAGUCCACAAAGCAUAUUGCAUGUACAGUAACAGACAGUUACAUGACCUACAGCAUGGUCAAGCAAGUUAAUGUUUCUGACAUUUUCGGACCACUAAACAACUAUUGAUUUAGAAAACAGGAGCUGCCUCCACUAUUCCAGCCCCAUUUCAACUUCAACAUUUCAACAUUGUCAAAUCACCUCUGCUUAAUCUAAUACAGACAACUUAAAGAUACCAAAAACAAUUUAAUCCAAUCAACGUAAGCUAAAUAUGAUGUGGCUGUCCAUGGUUCUGAUUUCUGUGUGCAUGCGUAUGUGUGUGCGCAUUCGUGCAAGUAGAAAAACAUGUUGACUCACCCUACUGGUAGAGAAACGCCAAUGCCAUUGUCACGUUCGUUCAUGAACGGGUCAGACUAAGGCGCAGCGUGAUAUGCAUACAUGUUUAUUAGACUUAUAAACACAACGACAAAACAAGAAACGAAACGUGAAGUCCAAGGUACACAAACAACAUACCUAACAUGGAACACGAUCCCACAACCCACAUGUUGUGACAGGAACAGGCCGGACCGGGCUGGCGACGCGCACUACUGGCUUGGUGCGAGGGGCAGGAACAGGCCGGGCUGGCGACGCUUACCACUGGCUUGGUGCGAGGGGCAGGAACAGGCCGGGCCGGGCUGGCGACGCGCACCACUGGCUUGGUGCGAGGGGCAGGAACAGGCCGGGCCGGGCCGGGCCGGGCUGGCGACGCGCACCACUGUCUUGGUGCGAGGAGCAGGAACGGGCCGGGCUGGCGACGUGCACCACUGGCUUGGUGCGAGGAGCAGGAACGUGCCGGACCGGACUGCGAAGGCGGACUGGAGGUCAUGAGUGGAGAGCUGGCACAACCCGUCCUGGCUGGCUACCCACUUUCGCACUACACGUGUGGGGCGCUGGCACAGGACGCACUGGGCUGUGCACGCGUACUGGCGAUACAGCUCGUAGAACCGGCGCAGGAUAUGCGGGACCGAGGAGACGUACUGGAGACCAGGAGCGUUGAGCCGGCACACCCCGUCCUGGCUGGAUGCCCAUCUUCGCAUGGCACGUGUGUGGUGCUAGCACAGGACGUACAGGACUGUGCCGGCACACUGGCAACACAGUACGUAGCUCCGCAUAACACGGAGCCUGCCCAGUCACACGCCUCCUCGCGUGAGUACGGGAGUUGGCUCUGCUCUAACGCUAGGCUCCGCCAACCACCCUGUUAGCCCCCAAACAUUUUUUUAUUGGGACUGUCUCUCGGGCUUCCUCCUCGACCGGCGUCCUCUGUAUUGCCGUUGCUCCUCUCCUGCCUGGGCAUCUACCUUCGCCCAUGGCCCUUUCCCCGCGAAUAUCUCUUCCCAUGACCACAAUUUGCCCACCUGUGACAUGGCUAUUUGCUCUUCCUGGGCACGCUGCUUGGUCCUCAUAAGGUGGGAACUUCUGUCACGUUCGUUCAUGAACGGGUCAGACUAAGGCGCAGCGUGAUAUGCAUACAUGUUUAUUAGACUUAUAAACACAACGACAAAACAAGAAACGAAACGUGAAGUCCAAGGUACACAAACAACAUACCUAACACGGAACAAGAUCCCACAACCCACAAGUGUCAAUAGGCUGCCUAAGUAUGGUCCCCAAUCAGAGACAACGAGCGACAGCUGCCUCUGAUUGGGAACCACACCGGCCAACAUAGAUCUAGACGUACUAGAUCUAAACCUAGAAAAUACAACAUAGAACAUCACAACAUAGAAAGUCACACCCUGACUCAACAAAUAAGAGUCCCCAGAGUCAGGGCAUGACAGCCAUCCUCCUCUGUUUCAUGUUGAAGAAACAGUCUAUCACUCUGUAAUAUAUUACAUGCUUUUACUUUCUGUUGUCCUAGGCUAUCUGGCUAAAAUGCUUGCUCGCUAGCCUAACUUCCAUUCAUGGGCAACGUUAGCAUUAGCCUUCUACAUCUAGCUACUUAUUGAACUUCCAUCCUCUCAGGCCAGGGGCACAACAAUGUAUGAAUUCAUGGUUGGAUCAGAAUCGCCGUUAUAAUCAUUGGCCAGUACAGUGACUUAAUAAAAUCACAAGUCCAAAUCCCUAUCUCCAUCCAUGGCUAAUGUAGGAAAGAGACAAUUUUAGCUAGCUGGCUAGCUAGCCACCAAAGAACAACAACACAACGAGAUGCAACAAUUCAAGAUUUUCUGUCAAUUACAUAUGCUCUCAAUGGGAUUUGAUAGGAGUUUCACAUUCACAGUUGAGCUCACUCAGUUUAAUACUUUUUUGUCAAGGGAGGCCAGAUGAUCGCUGGCUUCCCUUGCCUUCAAUGCUACGGGCGGCAACUAUGUAAUACUCGUUUGGACCAGACAGCAUCAGAUAGAUGGCCUACACGCAGAGAGACAGAGGGGUGCUGUUUCGCUCGCCUGGAUACAUUCUGCCUCUUUCGAAUUGAAAUUAAAUCAGUUCCUUUCUUGAGUUGGGCUCUGGGAUUUAACAACCGUUGAGCAUCUGAUCUUAUGGUUGAUUGUGGAGGAAAGGGGUUGAGUAUGUGCGUGUGUUUAUCCCACAUCUGUUGCAAGGGGGUAAGGAUGUUAGGGAGAAUAUAGGAUGAACCACAAUAAUUGUUUGCUAAAAUAAUAAUUGCUUGUCAAAAAUGUACUGUAAUACAAUGGCAAUCCGGGUUAUAGGUUAAAAUCCUACGCAUGAACUGCCAACAUUAUUACGCAUAUUAAUUGAUAAUGAUGGAAAAUAAGAUAUGUAAGAUAUUUGAAUAGAUAUAUAUUUUAAAAUAGCUAUAUAUAUAUAUAUAUUGAGGUGAGAGCAUUGGAAAUGCUUUUGGCGGUUGACCUGCUUCUGUUUUGUGGGUGGCACUGUGUGCUGUUUUCGAUGGAUGGGUCCUGGCCUCUCGGGGGCCUAGGGAUCCGGGGGGACGGGGGUGGUAUGCCGAUCACUGGGUUGUAGGCCCAACUUGAGAACAAUUGGAGGGUUACUUAGUAGCAAUGCAAAUAUCAUGGUACAGCUAUAUGGACACUCAAUCAUUAUGGUAUUUUUUAUUGGUACAUUUACAAACAUAUUAAAAAUAAAUAGAUUUGAAACUUGUAUCUCAUUAUGGUAUGUUGUGAAAUAAGUAUAGCCAGUUAUAAUUUUAAUGGCUUAUCAGAUAAUAACAAAAGAAGAACAAUAUUUACAUGGCUCAAAAAUAAGGAAUGUAAUAUAUAUAUUGCUUACAGGAAACUCAUUCAACAAUUCUAGAUGAAGAUGUGUGGAAAACGGAAUUGGGGGAGGGGGGGGGGGGGGGGGGGGGGGGGGGGGGGGGGGGGGGGGGGGGGGGGGGGGGGGGGGGGGGGGGGUUGCGAAAUAUACUUCUCCCAUGGGCAAAGCAACUCAGGAGGGGUGAUAAUAUUAAUUAACAGUAAUUUCGAUCUGAAUGUGCAAAUUGUCCAAAUAGAUACGUAAGGUAGAUGGAUUACUUUAAAUAUGUUAUUGGACCAUAAACAGAUAUAGCCCAUUAAACUUUACGGACAAAAUAAUGAUGAUCCACACUUCUUUGACAAUAUGUAUAAUAAAUUAUCAGCCCUGCAAGCAAUUCAAGACUAUAUUAUCAUGGUGGGAGAUUAUAAUACCGUUUUAAAUAGCUCAAUGGACCGUAAAGGAAAUCACACUGCAAACAAUCACCCACAUGCUCUUAAGGAAAUUGUGAAUGUCAUGUAUACAUUAGAACUAGUAGAUAUAUGGAGGCUUAAAUAUCCUGAUCUAGUGAGAUAUACAUGUCGGAGACUCAAUCAAGCUAGUCAUCUUGAAGUCUUUCUUACGUCAUUGUCGUUGGCACCAAAAGUUUAAAAAGUGUUGAUAGGGGACAGAAUGCGGUCGGACCAUCAUAUAAUUGGCAUAUACAUUACUCUUAAUGAAUUUCCACGUGGGCGAGGAUAUUGGAAAUUUUAUCAAAGCCUAUUGGAUGAUAACUUGUUUUUAACUAGGACAGAGGAAUUUGUAACUGAUUUUUUCUGACAUAACAUACAGUGGGGUGAACAAGUAUUUUAUACACUUUCCUACUUACAAAGCAUGUAGAGGUCUGUACUUUUUUAUCAUAGGUACACUUCAACUGUGAGAGACGGAAUCUAAAACAAAAAUCCAGAAAAUCACAUUGUAUGAUUUUUAAGUAAUUUUAAGUAAUGCAUUUUAUUGCAUGACAUAAGUAUUUGAUCACCUACCAACCAGUAAGAAGUCCGGCGCUCACAGACCUGUUAGUUUUUCUUUAAGAAGCCCUCCUGUUCUCCACUCAUUACCUGUAUUAACUGCACCUGUUUGAACUCGUUACCUUUCUAAAGACACCUGUCAACACACUCAAUCAAACAGACUCCAACCUCUCCACAAUGGCCAAGACCAGAGAGCUGUGUAAGGACAUCAGGGAUAAAACUGUAGACCUGCACAAGGCUGGGAUGGGCUACAGGACAAUAGGCAAGCAGCUUGGUGAGAAGGCAACAAGUGUUGGCACUAUUAUUAGAAAAUGGAAGAAGUUCAAGAUGACGGUCAAUCACCCUCGGUCUGGGGCUCCAUGCAAGAUCUCACCUCGUGGGGCAUCAAUGAUCAUGAGGAAGGUGAGGGAUCAGCCCAGAACUACACGGCAGGACCUGGUCAAUGACCUGAAGAGAGCUGGGACCACAGUCUCAAAGAAAACCAUUAGUAACACACCACGCCAUCAUGGAUUAAAAUCCUGUAGCGCACGCAAGGUCCCUCUUCUCAAGCCAGCGCAUGUCCAGGCCCAUCUGAAGUUUGCCAAUGACCAUCUGGAUGAUCCAGAGGAGGAAUGGGAGAAGGUCAAGUGGUUUGAUAAGACAAAAAUAUAGCUUUUUGGUCUAAACUCCACUCGCCGUGUUUGGAGGAAGAAGAAGGAUGAGUACAACCCCAAGAACACCAUCCCAACCGUGAAGCAUGGAGGUGGAAACAUCAUUCUUUGGGGAUGCUUUUCUGCAAAGGGGACAGGACGACUGCACCGUAUUGAGGGGAGGAUGGAUGGGGCCAUGUAUCGCAAGAUCUUUGCCAACAACCUCCUUCCCUCAGUAAGAGCAUUGAAGAUGGGUCGUGGCUGGGUCUUCCAGCAUGACAACUACCUGAAACACACAGCCUGGGCAACUAAGGAGUGGCUCCAUAAGAAGCAUCUCAAGGUCCUGGAGUGGCUUAGCCAGUCUCCAGACCUGAACCCAAUAGAACAUCUUUGGAGGGAGCUGAAAGUCCGUAUUGCCCAGCGACAGCCCCGAAACCUGAAGGAUCUGGAGAAGGUCUGUAUGGAGGAGUGGGCCAAAAUCCCUGCUGCAGUGUGUGCAAACCUGGUCAAGACCUACAGGAAACGUAUGAUCUCUGUAAUUGCAAACAAAGGUUUCUGUACCAAAUAUUAAGUUCUGCUUUUCUGAUGUAUCAAAUACUUAUGUCAUGCAAUAAUAUGCAAAUUAAUUACUUAAAAACCAUACAAUGUGAUUUUCUGGAUUUUUCUUUUAGAUUCCGUCUCUUACAGUUGAAGUGUACCUACGAUAAAAAUUACAGACCUCUACAUGCUUUGUAAUUAGGAAAAACUGCAAAAUCGGCAGUGUAUAAAAUACUUGUAUGUAUGUACAGUGACGGAAAAAAGUAUUUGAUCCCCUGCUGAUUUUGUACGUUUGCCCACUGACAAAGACAUGAUCAGUCUAUAAUUUUAAUGGUAGGUUUAUUUGAACAGUGAGAGACAGAAUAACAACAAAAAAAUCCAGAAAAACGCAUGUCAAAAAUGUUAUAAAUUGAUUUGCAUUUUAAUAAGGGAAAUAAGUAUUUGACCCCUCUGCAAAACAUGACUUAGUACUUGGUGGCAAAACCCUUGUUGGCAAUGAAAGACGUCAGAUGUUUCUUGUAGUUGGCCACCAGGUUUGCACAUAUCUCAGGAGGGAUUUUGUCCCACUCCUCUUUGCAGAUCUUCUCCAAGUCAUUAAGGUUUCGAGGCUGACUCGAACCUUCAACUCCCUCCACAGUUUUUCUAUGGGAUUAAGGUCUGGAGACUGGCUAGGCCAGUGUCCUCCAAACACGGCGAGUUGAGUUGAUGCCAAAAAGCUUGAUUUUGGUCUCAUCUGACCACAACACUUUCACCCAGUUCUCCUCUGAAUCAUUCAGAUGUUCAUUGGCAAACUUCAGACGGCCCUGUAUACAGUAUGUGCUUUCUUGAGCAGGGGGACCUUGCGGGAGCUGCAGGAUUUCAGUCCUUCACGGCAUAGUGUGUUACCAAUUGUUUUCUUGGUGAGUAUGGUCCCAGUUGCCUUGAGAUCAUUGACAAGAUCCUCCAGUGUAGUUCUGGCCUGAUUCCUUACCGUUCUCAUGAUCAUUGCAACUCCACGAGGUGAGAUCUUGCAUGGAGCCCCAGGCCGAGGGAGAUUGACAGUUAUUUUGUGUUUCUUCCAUUUGCCAAUAAUCGCACCAACUGUUGUCACCUUCUCACCAAGCUGCUUGGCGAUGGUCUUGUAGCCCAUUCCAGCCUUGUGUAGGUCUACAAUGUUGUCCCUGACAUCCUUGGAGAGCUCUUUGGUCUUGGCCAUGGUGGAGAGUUUGGAAUCUGAUUGAUUGAUUGCUUCUGUGGACAGGUGUCUUUUAUACAGGUAACAAUCUUUCUGAUUGAGAGGGUGUCUAAUACUUAUUUCCCUCUUUAAAAUGCAAAUCAAUUUAUAACAUUUUUGACAUGCGUUUUUCUGGAUUUUUGUUGUUGUUAUUCUGUCUCUCACUGUUCAAAUAAACCUACCAUUAAAAUUAUAGACUGAUCAUUUCUUUGUCAGUGGGCAAACGUACAAAAUCAGCAGGGGAUCAAAUACUUUUUUCCCUCACUGUAUGUAUGUAUAUGUAUAUAUAUAUGUGUAUAUAUAUGUAUGUAUAUAUAUAUAUAUAUAUAUAUAUAUAUAUACAUAUUUGCCAGAAGAAAAGAAAAACAUAUGGGGGAUUGGAAGUGAUGCAGACAAUUACAUUGAUGGAAGUUACAAUCUAUCUGCAAUGUUAAAGCUGAUCUACCCGUUAAAAUUUUUUUAAUAGUAGUAAUAAUUUGAAAUACAGUGAAUAAUUUGUAAUUUGUUAUAUAGUGAAUAGCUUGUGUGGAUUUCCUGAAUCAGAAAUGCCGUAAACUGUUGUUUGGGUAUGUCCUCUCUCGAGGUUAUGGGGAAGGUGACCACAGAUGGUUUCUAGAUGCAUGGAAGGGAUAAUUCGGCCAAGAACAGUGUGAGCCUCACCCCCUCUAACCCGCUGAAGUAAUGGCGACAAUUGCGUUCACUAUGGUCCUUCACCACUUCUCCCGUGAGACCUGAGUCCGAGCCAGCAACCUGUACACAGCAUCCAGUCUUAGCUAUCAACUGCCUUUUCUCUCAUGCCUUUUCUCUGAGUCCACAUGGAGUGAGCAUGGAGCGGAAACAUGGAGAGGGAUCCCUUCCAAACUUCUCUCAUGCUGCUGGUGUACUGGUUGGAAAAUUGACAUAAUGACUGUAAAGGAUGGUGACGGCUCAGGUGAGAUAUUAGUCUGCUGGGAAAUUCAGAUUAUUCCUCAGAUAUUGAAAUUGGGACAUUAUCAAGGGCCAUCCACUUUGAACACGUGUGCCAUUGGGAGGACAAACUGUAAAGCUAUCUGAAGAAGAAAAUGUAGACACGCCAGAAGGAUGAGUGCCGUGAAGGAGUGCGGUGGUCAACCGUGCUCGUAAUUGAUUUAGGCUUAUCCAAAAUUGUUAAUUUGGGGUAUCAGGUUGAUUAUGGCAUAUUAUAUUAUUAUUAUAUUAUUUAUAUUAUUAUUAUAUUAUUACUAUUAUAUUAUUAUAUUAUUAUUAUGGAGGUCUGUACACUGCUAAAUGUAUAGUACUUUAGACUAGAAAUGCAUCGAGAUACUUAUCUAUCAUUAACAUGCCACUUGCGACAAAAGCUCCAACUGAAAUGUCAUUGCCAGAAUCCAUAAAAUAAAUUGUGUAAUGAAGCAUAUGUGUAACUGUAUGAAGUGAAGAUAUUCAGUUAAAACAUUCUACUUCAAUGGUUUUACAAGUACAACCCAGAAUGAUUGUACGACCCAGAAUUAAGGGUUUAAAAGUGUGGUUUUAUGCGUUGAUUUUGAUAGUUUAAGUAAUAAUCAUAUGAAUAAAAUGUAAUGAUAAUGAUCACAGAGUGAGUGAUAAGAGGAGGGAAUGUGAUGGAAAAUGUUGUGUUUGUGCUUUUCUAAUAACCAAUUUCUGUGUUCUAUGUUUGUGCUUUUCUAAUAACCAAUUUCAGUGUUCAUGCAAGUGACUGAUUGAAUGUGCCUGGGAGGAAUCCUCACUAUCAGUAGAGCAAUUUGGUAGUAUGCCCAGAACCUAUUUUGCGAACGAAAGGGAUAUCUCAGUUUCAAAGUCUCAGCUUGGAGAGAAGAAGCCUUGUGAGUUAUUGGUCGGUCACAUGCAUGAACCAAACGUUGAUGGUGAAUUAAUUAUGAAUAAUUAAUAACCUAAAUCAUGCAAAUACUACUUGUCUGUGUAAGUAUAUAAGAUAACUAAUGGGACUGCAUCGUGGGAGCUCCUGAUCGACAUGUGUACUUGGUGCAUUGAGUUGGUUGGAACCUCUCCAGUGAACUGUUAAUAAACAAUGAUUCAUUUAAAUUUGACUUUGUGUGUCCCUGGUGUAAAAUUUCCACGACACCCCAUUCAAAGUAUUUUGUCUUGCCCAUUCACCCUCUGAAUGGCACACAUACACAAUCCAUUUCUCAAUUGUCUCAAGGCUUAAAAAUCAUUUUCUAACCUGUCUCUUCCCCUUCAUCUACACUGAUUGAAGAGGAUUUCACGUGUGACAUCAACAAGGGAUCAUAGCUUUCACCUGGAUUCACAAGGUCAUUACAUGUAGCCAUCGCUGUACUAUUCUAUACCGUCGAAGUACAGUUCAAGCUCAUUGCACUUCAUCCACAACGAUUCCCAUGAUUUUGGAGCUGUAUAGGACUGAGGCCAACACAAAUCUCCCGGUCUUCCCGGUCUUCCCCAACCAGCUCUCCGGACUUCCGAAGACAAGGUCGCAUGCACCUUCCCAUAUAGUGUGCUUGUCUUCUUCCACAACCACUGCUCUGAGACCCAUGGCUUUUGCCUUGUGGAUUUGGUCAUCCAUCCACCACAGCCAUCAGCCGGGACACGACUGUCAGAAUCGAAUAUCAUAACUAGCUAGCUUACUGGUAAAUUAGGUUUUUCCCCACAGCCCGUUGGCAAGACUGCCAAUACAUCCUCCCCUCGCACAAAUGAUUGAAAUGCUUCAAGUUGCUCCUAUUUUAAUUAAAUCCCUACGUUGGUCGUUACUAUGUGGCAGUGUCGUCUCUCUAUCUCCUUUUCAGAAAGCUCCAUCACAGAGUUUUUCUCCCCACAGUUUUAAAUAGCUGCCUAACUUUAGCUUGGCUUUUUUACCAAUCUAGUGGUGGAGUAGCAAAUUGACGAGGAAGUGUGGGGGACAUUGUGCAUGCAAAUAGCUUUGCAUAUGAGAACCAAUCAAAAAGUCGCUCAAAGUCCCAAAAUAAUUGAGCUAACCUCCAGACCAGUGACACACAGGUUUUAAUGUCACAUGCACAAGUACAGUGAAAUGCCUUUCUUGCAAACACAAAACCCAACAAUGCAAUAAUCAAUAAUAAUGUAUUACUGGGGGUACCGGUAUCGAGUCAAUGUGCGGGGGUACAGGUUAGUCGAGGUUAUUUGUACAUGUAGGUAUGGGUAAAGUGACUAUACAUAGAUAAUAGACAGAGGGUAGCAGCAGCAUAAAAACAAAUGGAGGGGGGUUGUCAUUGUAAAUAGUCCGGGUGUCCAUUUGAUUAAUUGUUCAGCAGUCUUAUGGCUUGGGGGUAGAAGCUGUUAAGGAGCCUUUUGAUCCUAGACUUGGCACCCCGGUACCGCUUGCCAUGCAGUAGCAGAGAGAACAGUCUAUGACUUGGGUGACUGGAGUCUUUGACAAUUUUUUGGGCUUUCCUAUGAAACCACGUAGUAUAUAGGUCCUGGAUGGCAGGAAGAUUGGCCCCAGUGAUGUACUGAGACGGACGCACAACCCUCUGUAUUGCCUUACAGUCAGAUGCCGAGCAGUUGCCAUACCAGGCGGUGAUGCAACCGGUCAGGAUGCUCUCGAUGGUGCAGAUGUAGAACUUUUUGUGGAUCUGGGGACCCAUGCUAAAUCUUUUCAGUCUCCUGAGGGGGGAAAAGUUUUUGUCGUGCCCAAUUCACAAAUGUCUUGGUGUGUUUGGACCAUGAUAGUUAGUUGGUGAUGUGGACACCAAGGACCCGCUCCACCACAGCCCUGUCGAUGUUAAUGGGGCAUGUUUGGCCCGCCUUUUCCUGUAGUCCACAAUCAGCUCCUUUGUCGUGCUCACAUUGAGGGAGAGGUUGUUGUCCUGGCACCACACUGCCAGGUAUCUGACCUCCCUAUAGGCUGUCUCAUCAUUGUCGGUUAUCAGGCCUACCACUGUUGUGUCGUCAGCAAACUUAAUGAUGGUGUUGGAGUCGUGUUUGGCCACGGAGUCAUAGGUGAACAGGGAGUACAGGAGGGGACUAAGCACGUACCCCUGAGGGGCCCCCUUGUUGAGAUCAGCGUGGCAGAUGUGUUGAUACCUACCCUUACCACCUGGGGGAGGCCCGUCAGGAAGUCCAGGAUCCAGUUGCAGAGGGAGGCGUUUAGUCCCAGGGUCCUUAGCUUAGUGAUGAGCUUUGUGGGCACUAUGGUAUUGAAAGCUGAGCUGUAGUCAAUGAACAGCAUUCUCACAUAGGUGAGAUUGUGUCAUCUGUGGAUCUGUUGAGGCAUUAUGCGAAUGGGGUGGUUAUCAUUUAGGCAGGUUACCUUCGCUUCUUUGGGCACAGGGACUAUGGUAGGUACAGUAUUACAGACUCAGUCAGGGAGAGGUUGAAAAUGUCAGUGAAGACACUUGCCAGUUGGUCCGCGGAUGCCUUGAGUACACGUCCUGGUAAUCCAUCUGUGCCUGCGGCUUUGUGAAUGUUGACCUGUUUAAAGGUCUUGCUCACAUCGGCUAUAGAGAGCGUUAUUAUACAGUCGUCCGGAGCAGCUGGUGCUCUCAUACAUGUGCAUAUUAUGUGUGAGUGAGCAAAUGAUGGAGUGUUUGUGUGUGUUGGAGUGACAGUGUGUGUGAGUGUGUAGGGCCAUGUGAGUGUGCAUAGAGACAGUGCAGAGAUUGACAUAAAAGGUCAAUAAAGAUACAAGGUUAACUGAGAUCGUUUGUGCAGCUACAGUGCCUUCGGAAAGUAUUCAGACCCCUUGACUUGUUCCACAUUUUGUUACGUUACAGCCUUAUUCUAAAAUGGAUGACAUUUUAAAAAAAAUGUCAGCAAUCUACACACAAUACCCCAUAAUGACAAAGCGAAAAGAGGUUUUUAGAAAUAAAACUAUUCAGACCCUUUGCUAUGAGACUCGAAAUUGAGCUCAGGUGCAUCCUGUUUCCAUUGAUCAUCCUUGAGAUGUUUCUACAACUUGAUUGGAGUCCACCUGUGGUAUUUUCAAUUGAUUGGGCAUGAUUUGGAAAGGCACACAACUGUCUAUAUAAGUUCCCACAGUUGACAGUGCAUGUCAGAGCAAAUACCAAGCCAUGAGGUUGAAGGAAUUGUUCAUAGAGCUCCGAGACAGGAUUGUGUCGAGGCACAGAUCUGGGGAAGGGUACAAAAAAAUGUCUGCAGUGUUGAAGGUCCCCAAUAACACAGUGGCCUCCAUCAUUCUUAAAUGGAAGAAGUUUGGAACCACCAAGACACUUCGUAGAGCUGGCCUCCCGGCCAAACUGAGAAAUCUGGGGAGAAGGGCCUUGGUCAGGGAGGGUGACAAAGAACCUGAUGGUCACUCUGACAGAGCUCUAGAGUUCCUCUGUGGAGAUGGGAGAACCUUCCAGAAGGACAACCAUCUCUGCAGCACUCCACCAAUCAGGCUUUUGUGGUAGAGUGGCGAGACGGAAGCCACUUCUCAGUAAAAGGCACAUGACAGCCCGCUUGGAGUUUGCCAAAAGGCACCUAAAGACUCUCAGACCAUGAGAAACAAGAUUCUCUGGUCUUAUGAAGCCAAGAUUGAACUCUUUGGCCUGAAUACCAAGCGUCACGUCUGGAGGAAACCUGGCACCAUCCCUACGGUGAAGGAUGGUGGUGGCAGCAUCAUGCUGUGGGGUUGUUUUUCAGUGGCAGGGACUGGGAGACUAGUCAGGGUCGAGGCAAAGAUUAACAGAGCAAAGUACAGAGAGAUCCUUGAUGAAAACCUGCUCCGGAGCGCUUUUUAUUGAAUUUUAAAACCUACAAUCUACCUUUAGUGAAGCCUCUCAACAUUUACAUUACAUUCAGUCAUCUAGCAGAUGCUCCCAUCCAGAGUGACCCACAGGAGCAACCAGGGACAAGCGCCCGCCCAAGGGCACAUCGACAGAUCUCCCACCAAGUCAAAUCGUGGACCCGAACCAGCGACCUCUCGGCCACCGGCCCAAGCUCCCAACCGCCAGGCCACCAACCAUCCAAGACCCCACCACCCCACAGCCUACCCGCCGAAAAACCUCUCCCUCCACUCCACUCCACAUCCCCCCCCCCCCCCAACCCAACCAAAACAACCACCCACCCACCGCGCCAAAAGACAAAAAAAGAGACAAAAAGGAAAAAAACUACAGAAAACAACCACGCCAAAAAAAAGACAUCAAGGACAGCAAAAAUCAAAACAGCAAGGCCAACUGUAUUUGUUUGAGUGCAUGUGUGGCACUAUUUACAUGUGUGUCCGUGUGUGUGCACGUGUGUGUUUCAAUGCGAGUGUGUGUGUAUGCAUGUGUAUGCAUCAGCCUCAGGCAAACAGGCAUUGGAUGUAACAGCGUUGCCCCUCAGUGUCAUUCAAACUAAAUUAAGAGAAAGUGAAAAAAAAUACUACGAAAUAUAGCUAGCUCUCUCUCUCUCUCUCUGUCUCUCUCUCUAAUGCUUCUCCUUAGUAUUUGACUAAAUGUAUUUGUUCAAAACUGCUCAACUAUUGUCUUUCUCUCUCAUUGUGUCAACUACUCACUACAUUUUAUGCACUGCAGUGCUAGCUAGCUGUAGCUUAUGCUUUCAGUACUAGAUUCAUUUUCUGAUCCUUUGAUUGGGUGGACAACAUGUCAGUUCAUGCUGCAAGAGCUCUGAUAGGUUGGAAGUCGUCAUAAUUACUGUAUAAGUCUAUGGAAGGGGGUGAGAACCAUGAGCCUCCUAGGUUUUGUAUUGAAGUCAAUGUACCCAGAGGAGGACGGAAAACAGCUGUCCUCCGACUACACCAUGGUGCUACCCCAGAGAGUGCUGUUGAGGCAACUGUAGACCUUCAUUGCAAAACAGUGUGUUUUCAUCCAUUUUAUGGUGACAUUAAUUUAUUUGGUAUAGUUUUAUCUACAAAGGAUAACUUUAAUGUUUCACUGUUUUAAUUUUAUCUGAAAUUCACUGAGUAGGUUGGUCCUCAGAGGAGACUCAAAUAGAGAGUCAACUCCAAAAGAGUCGAUUCCUCGACUCCUUGACUACCGAGAGUCGGAGUCAACUCCAAAAAUCCUGGAGUCAUUUAAAGAAAAAUAGCCUAGGCAGAGAGGCUGACAUAGGCUACUGAUUAGCCUUGAAUAUUAUGGUUAGUAGAGAUUGUCAGAUGGCUCCAAAGGCAUUGCUAAUCAAUUACCCAGUUCAUUAGAGUGUGUGCACAUACUCUGACAUUGAAGCUGUAGCAAAUAUUUGCUCAUUUUGGUCCGGUUUUGUCAUUUGACAUGGUCAUAGGUGUGUUGUUCUUUACUCAGAUCACCACGUCCUUACUUAUAACUUUGGUGAACUAUAAACCUUAAAUGGUUUAUAAAAAUGCUGUAAACGCAGUGAUAGCAGAUAAUCUAGCCAAAAUCAACGGUCCCCAUUCAUAAGAUUGAAAAUAUAUAGUAAUUGGUUAGGUGAACCAUUUCUCUAUUGAACUUUUUCAAACAUGAUUUAUAGGCUUAUGUUUUACCACCAUCUUGUGGAGAAAGACACAAGGGAGCAAUGUCAGUAUUAAAGGAGCAAUAUGGAACUGGUACAUAGAGGUCUACAUCAAAAUACAUCUCAGAAUCCUCAUAGAAAUGUCUCUAGGCUGUGUUGUCAUUCUUUACUCACUUUAUUUAAGUACUGUAUCUUUUUUUCCUAAAAUACACCCUAGUCAUGGAGCAACUGGAAAUUACUGGCAGAAAAUUGUGUCUCUGUCUGAAUUUAAGUCUAUGAUUGAUGCAAAUAUUGUGGACAGGUAAUUGCUUUUAACUUUUGCAAAUGUAUUUUUGUCUGAGUGUGUUGUUGUCAGUUGUCAUUGCAGUGUCAAUGGCAGGGCAGAAACUGGACCAGGAGAUAUCAUGGAUAUGUAUGUCUACUGGUACCGGAAGAAGGAGGGAGAACCUUUUACCUUGAUUUUUGAGCUGCGAAUGAAUCAAGCUGUGAAUUAAUGAAAAAGAAAGUGUUUUGCACCACAGGAAGUGACAUAGUCAAAGGAACUGUUUGAGACGAUACACUCCAGCUGGUUUCUAACCUCUCCUCUUCAUAAUCGACUAUAUGAUCCAAACCAUACUUCAGUAAAGAUCUGUGAAAUCAGUCUGAUUUUCAGUGAUAAUUUCUUAAACAUUUUCAUAUUGUUCAAUGUUAUAUAGAACGCUUAGCUUUUCAUUUUCCCAAAUCUUAAGCACAUAUUCACUGAACAUGGACUGUGGUAUAAUAAUAUUCUCUCUUUUUCUGGGUAAGUGGUUCAUCCAACCUGUAUCCAUAUAUUUGAAUGGAGUAACUCUACUGAAACUUUUUUAGUGAUCCACUUCUGUUUUGCAGUGGCUGCUUCAGGACAGCAGCUGCAACAGGACCAGAUAUCAAAGACUAUUACAAAGGGACGGACUGUCUCCUUCGGCUGCAAAGUUACUGGUCGUUGUUCGCUUAACAGAGUCCACUGGUACCAGAAGAGAGAGGGUGAACCCUUCACUUGGAUUCUAUACUUUGAUUUGGAUUACAAUUCUGUCAAGACUGAUACCACUCAUCCUCAGGCAGCAGAUUUCUCUACUUGGAGGGAGUCUGAGUCUGACUCCAUUGAUCUGAAGAUCCGGUCCGUUAAAGUGUCCCAUUCUGCCACCUACUACUGUGCCUGCUGGGGCUCGGGAACCCACAGUGAGAACUGA
Molecule: messenger RNA, 46424 nt
Organism: Coregonus sp. 'balchen'
Lineage: Eukaryota; Metazoa; Chordata; Actinopteri; Salmoniformes; Salmonidae
Source: the annotation of a GenBank genome assembly